Molecule: messenger RNA, 60168 nt
Organism: Podarcis lilfordi (Lilford's wall lizard)
Lineage: Eukaryota; Metazoa; Chordata; Lepidosauria; Squamata; Lacertidae
Source: the annotation of a GenBank genome assembly
AUGCACCAAAAAGAUUUCGGACUUGGUCCACCCUCUGCCACCAGUGCUCCUGGUCAGUAGUAACCAAACAAUACUCUUUUAGGGCUUUCCCAUCAAACAUGGCAGCGCACAGCUUCUGAUACAUAAUGGUUCUAGUACAGUGUAGUUUUGCCUACUGCUGCAUUUUAAUUAGUUCCAGGUGUUUGCAGUCUUCAGACGGUUAAAGAAGACUCCAGAGUGAUAAAAACUGAGUGCAUAGCUGCAAAGGGGAAGUUUUAAUUCUGACAUAAAUUGCAGUUGUUGUCAUGGAAAUUUAGGGUUGAUGGGCUAGAAUUUUGGUUUGUCCUUCUGAUACCAGAUAAAUACAGUGGUACCUCAGGUUACAUACACUUUAGGUUACAGACUCCGCUAACUUAAAAAUCAUAGAAGGGGCUCUGAGAGAAAAUUACAGCUAUCUUUCCUCAGCAGAGGAGGAUCCAAAACAAACCUUUUAUCUGACUCUCAAUUCCUUUCAGAGGAUGAGGUGACACUUCAGUUAUGGCAAACAUGAAAACUUAAAGUACUAUUCCAGCCAGCCUAUGGUGAUACAAUACCUUCCAGUUUUCAAAAUAUUGUUGCUUAGUAGUCUGACAUCUAUUGUUUAAUACUUCAAUUAUGUAUCAACUAUAUUCUUGUGUUCUGGGGUACCUAUGCAACAACCCGUGGAACAAGAUAGCCUUCUGAACAUUUCUGGAAUGGGAAUGAGGAAAAGCUUAUUCAGUUUUUAAUCCCACAGUGAUAAAAUCUCAGUUGUCCUCAGUGUUCAGGUUGAUACCCACUUACCUGGGAGUAAGCGCCAUUGAACUCUCUGGCAUUUGCUUUGAGUACACACAUAUAGGAGUCUGCUGUAAGAGUACCUGUGCAUACAUUUUACUAAAAUGUUUUCUCCAGUUAUUUAGACCAAUACAGAAGAUCCACACGCCACAAGAUUAAAAGAGACUCAUUAGAGAUUUAGGAAUGAACAUGGAAAUGGAACUGAUGUGCUGCAUACUUCAGUGACUAAUGUGAUCAUUAUAUCUGCUGCUCCAUUUUCUAUAAUCUGAGCGCAAGAUGUAACAUGGAAUUUUAAGGCAGGCAGACUGGCACAAAUGGGCAGAUGAGUGAAAAAAACUUAAGCUUGUAUAUUCGAAGCAUCACAGUUUACCAUGACUUGCAUCCUCAAUUGGUUGGUUACUGGAGACACCUGGUUUCUCCUCAGUGAUCCACUCCCUAAAACACAGGAGUGUGACCCAGUAACUAGAGAACUAAGCUGGGAGAUCGGGGUCCAAAUCCCAGCAAAAUCCACUAUUUACUGGGUGGUCUGGUCAUAAGCAAGUCUUGUGAUUAUUACUCAACAUCAACUUCCCUUCUGUAAAUUAGGAACAUUCAUGACCUUGUUUGGAGGAUGGAUUAAGUCUGUAAACAACUUCAUAUUCUGAAAGUUGUAUAGAAAUCACAAGCAGCAGUAAGAGAUGCAAUGUAUACCCAAUUCAUUCAUUUUUGUUCCUGAAUCCACCAGUUCUCAAUGCAUAACAUCCUCCAAAUGAAGUCACAAUCCUUUUUUGCACCACACAUCACAUCACCAUGAACAUUCCUUUUGGAGCUCAGCAAUGUAAGAGGGGUAAAGUAAAAGAAAAUGUCUGCAUGUGUCUUGUUCUACCAGCCUCAUCCACUGACUAUGUCACUGUCAAAGCUUAUCACCAUUCUUCCUGCCAGAAUAGUUAUCCACAGGAUUCUGUUUCUCUCCAUAGUGCUUUUCAUUGUUUUUUCAUGUUGGUACUUUUGAGUUGCUGGGUGGCUCUACUAUUCACGUUGCUCCUUAUUGCUGGGCACAUAUUGCUCCACAUUAUGCAUUCUAACAACCCUAGGGCAACGUGAAAGAAAACUGGGCACCAGCCAGGGAAGUUAACAUAAUUUGGGGAUUGAACCCCACAUACAAUACAACAUUUCACACUAACACGCAGCUGGCUUUCUCUUAGGCGAUUUAGCCACAUUUGUGAUUUGUACAUUGAGGAGAUUUUUGGAAUAAUGGAUUGCUGUGGCCUUGUGGUAGGGUGAUGUUCUAGAAUGAUUUAAGCUUUCAUGAAAGCCUCUAUAGAUGGGGGAUCUGAUGCAGUAUUAUAUAUAAAAAAAGUGUCACAGACUGGAUAAAGACUAAGAGACUAGUCUCUUCUGAGGGCUAGAAUUCCAGUUUUUCAGUGUGAGUGCAUCCUUCCCUUCUUUGUUCUUUGUACGAGUUGCUUGGGCUGCCGCACUUCCUCCUUUCCUCAUUUUGAAGUCCUGUCUCCCACGUCUUCCCCACUCACCACCUGCACAUGCCAUUUGUUCUAUGACUACAAGUAUUAGAAAUUUUCAAAAAUUCAGCUAGGGACCACGUCUGCCAGUGGUGCACUUGCAUCUCCACCCCCCUGCAAUUUUGCUUAGACAGGCAUAUAGUUGUGCCCAAGUACGUGGAAAACAAGGAGGAAGAGAGAAAACAGCCUCACUGUGAGGAAGAGGUUGAAACUGAAAUUAUGAGAUGGCUAAACUUGGAGGUGGGCAGCUAGGCUCUGGAAGGUUCAACCUUUCCAAGCCCUACUAACAUUUCAUCCAUUCCCCAGUAUACUUUAUGAUGUUGUCUUGGAACAGGUGACUUUUUUUGAAAAAGAAAAGAAAUUACAUACAGAAGGAGGGAAAAGAAGACCCAGGUAACUACUGACCGGUGAGCUUGAGAUCAAUACCACGGAAGUUCAAAGAACAGAUCGUUCAACAGUUGGUCUGUGAGCACUUAGAAAAGGAUGCUGUGUUUACUGAGACCCAGCAUGGGUUUCUCAAACAUAAAUCAUGCCAGAAAAAUCUCAUUUCUUUUUUUGACAGAGUUACAAGCUUGGACCCCCGAUCCACCAAGCUUGAUGGUGUUUCACACGUUACAUGUUUUCAGCAGGAAAAGCACUUCCAUGCUGGAAAGUUUGAAAACUGCAAAUAAAUAAUUGGAUAUGACAACCAUGUGUGGCUGUCAGCCAUUUAGAGUUUGAUAGGUCAAAAACAGACCGGCUGUCAGUCAUGGUCGGUAUAGGCUUCUCCCAAAAGGCUUCUGGAUCCCACUUAGCGCUCUCCUUGAGACCAGCCCACCACCCUGCCUCAUGCAUAGAAGUCUAGGGACCUGUCUCCUCAGAAGCUUUUAUGCCUGAAUAGUAAAAUGAACAUAUUUCUUUUUUUAUGUUCAGCAAGUGUUGUCCCAGUUAUUGAGGAUAGACCCAUGUUUAUAAUGGAGGUUACAAAGUCCUUAUCAAGCACUGAAAAUCUGGCAUCGGUUUAUUUUGCAAUAAUCCCUCAACCAGCUUGGUGAGUUCAGUUGGAGUCUCUUCAAUAUGGUGGUGGUAAGUCUCCUGUUGAUCUCAGGCCUCUAAUAAACUGGUAGAGAUGCAUUUUUGCAGCUUUUGUGUGCGAAAGAAGCAGCAGUGGGGUGGGGGUGAGAAGAGGCAACUUGAAGGCCUUCUAGGAAUAAAAAAAUCUGAAGUAUACUUGCUAGCCAGCUCAGGAACCUUGACUGAGAAUCAGGAUAUAAAUGGAAUCAAUAAAUUAAAAAGAAAAAUAGAUUUUGUAGCCUGAAGUGGAAAAAUAUAGCUUAUUCACUGUGUUAAAAUGCUGAGCCCGAGAUUACUGGCAGGCAGGACAGGAUUAUGUUAGGGAGGUAGUUGUGGAGACUGUUCUGCAAUUCUCAUAAGAAACUCCUAUGGAAUUAAUCCCAACCUGCAUCUGGAACGCCUCCACUUUCUGUAUUUAGUGUUAUUCUGUUAGGGUCUACUGACACCUGACAAAUCUAAUUUAGAGAAAUUUCUGUGUCCUCAAUUAUUUUUAUGUAUUAGAUGACGAGGACAUGUGGACAUCAGGUGAUGUGUCAAAAGCUGCUUUUUAUUCUGUAUCUUUUAAAUGAAUUAAAUCCCUCCCUAUAUCCAUGCCCUAUGUGCGUUUCCUUCCUCUCCAUAAAUCAUCCUUAUUUUUCUUUUGUCCCGCCUUUUACGAUUUCAUAUUCCUAAGAUGGCAACAUUUGGUACCAAUUCCUAUUUUUGCCUCCAUGUCUUACCAUGAUUUCCUAAGAUCUUUUUGUUUUGCUUUUCCAUGAACCUCACUGCUGUGGUUCCAGGAUGUUGUCUUGGAACUACCAUGCAGCAGGAAUGCAUUGCUAAAUUGGCAGCCUAAAAAGAUAAUUCCCCAUCUGUCCUAUAGCCUAUUGGUUCAAUUAGCAAUUUGUGCUCUUUUUCUUUUUGGCAUUUCCAGUGUCUAUUUAACUGGCUUUUACUCUGGUUUCAAAAAUGUCAAGGCACUGUUAUUAGAUUCUGCACAAACAUACAUGAAUUAAAUAUGAAACAGGAAGUCCUUGCUGCAGAUCUUGACAUUGGCACGAACACUCUUGCAGGUUCAGCUUAGUGGGGUGAUUGCUCCAUGUACAAAAUUGUUAGGGGCACAAAAUUUCAACACCUGGUGCUGCCUCAAUAGAGCUGCGCCCUUCCAUUGCUGGGUUAUGUUGAAAACAGCUUCUCCAACUUCCAGCGCUCCCGCCAUGGCGAACAGCGGAUCCCACCCGUACAGUUAAUUAAGGAUAAUCUGGGAGUAAUUAUCCUUACAAGCCCCCCCCCCCCGAUCUUCCGAUAACUGCCUGUCGCUCCAAUGGAAUGCAAGGACAGGGACGCAGAGUGCAUAGCACUGUACAUAUUGGAAACUCCCUAAGGCAGUCGCCAUGAGCGGAGGUACUUCUGUUUCUUUUAAAAUGGAUCUGAAUUUGGACUUAAGAAACAGGUGUGUUCUGGGUGAAAGAGAAAGAUAACCUGCUAAAUGAAUCAGCAACUGAGCGUCAGUGUUUUGAUCUGGAGAGGACUCUCGCUAUCGUAAUUGGAACGCUAUGUAAGUGAAGGGGAGCCUUUGUUCUCGUUUUACAUUAUAUUUACAUUAUAUUUGUUGUGCUAUGAUUCAGCAAGCCUUCACUGAAUGGAUUACAACUAUAUAUGAAAUGCAAGAGGGAUUCAACAAGAACCUAUAAUUUUCUUUUUGCAGUACUUGAAAGAAUAGACUGUGUGAAAUACUUUGAUGAUUUGUGACAUUGCCUACUAAAGAGCUCUAAUUUUGAUUUAUUAUGGUUUUGGCGGGACACCCGCUCGUUAGAAGGUUGGAAAGGAGUAAAGGAGAUAAGUGCUGGAAGUAAGCCAAGAGUCACGGCCGGACGCUGGAGUGCUUUCGGUUUUGGAGAGGCAAAAUGGAGUUGUGGCGUACUUAGAAAUGAGUUUUUGGAGGAGGGGCAAUGUUGAAGAAAAUUGAUUGAUUACAACACGAAGGAAAAGAAGAAGGUAAAUAUUUCACACAGAAACUACAGGAUAUAAAUUCCCUCUGUAAGUUAAUGGAUAUGGAUUUAUUAAAUACGAACGAAAGCACACCAGUGGCUGCUAAAACAAAGGAAUAAGAUAGCAAUUGUAGAAUUUGGACUAAUUAAGAGAAUUGGAGCAGGACCAAGGAUUAACAUCAACUCCAGAUAACCGGAACACAAGAAGUCAUCCAAAAACAUUGAAUUCGGAACUGAUUAAUUGGCUUUUUUAUUGUAUUGUGAUUUGGCAUGAUUUGGUAUUGUAUUAAUGUGGCCUCCAUUGGAUUGUUAUUAAUGAAAAAUUAAUAAAAAUUAAUUUAAUAAUAAUAAUAAAAGAAAACAGUUUUUCCAUUCGAACCAGGAAGUGACCUCUCCAGACAACAGAAUGGCUCUUCUUUACUUAUCUCUGUGGCUGUGAUUUCCUGGGUGACACAGAUGCCAUUAGGCAUUUGAAUGCACAUGUGUACUCCAUCCAUUUCUGUCCCCCCACUGUGUGGCCCCAGGCGCUGGCAGCUCAGGCUACGCCACUGCUUGGUUCUCUUUGGGCUACUUUGAUUUUAUAAAAACCCCUUUAGCACCCGAGUCUCCUUCUAGUCCAUGAUCAUAUAUGACUGGUGCUAAUGGGAGUUGGGGUCCCAACAAUAUCUGGAAGGCCACAGGUUAGCCACUGUUGUGACAUACAGUUAUGUGUGGAGAGAUAGAGGGUUUCCCCCCUUCUCCCUCUGUUUUAAUACAAGAGCUUGGGGUCACCCAAUUAAAUUUAGUGAUCGUAGAUUUAGCACAGACAUAGUCCUUCACACAAUGCAUGUACAGUGGUAGCUCAGGUUACAUAUGCUUCAGGUUACAUAUGCUUCAGGUUACAGACUCCGCUAACCCUGAAAUAUUACCUCAGGUUAAGAACUUUGCUUCAGGAUGAGAACAGAAAUCGUGCUCUGGCGGCACGGCAGCAGCAGAAGGCCCCAUUAGUUAAAGUGGUGUUUCAGGUUAAGAACAGUUUCAGGUUAAGUACGGACCUCUGGAACGAAUUAAGUACUUAACCUGAGGUACCCCUGUAUUAUGCAUAGCAUUCACUGCCACAUACAAGGUGUUAUGACCAGAAUGGGAUUAGGCAAAUUUAUGAGUGACAGUUCUAUCAGUGGGAAUUAAUCAGGUUAGCUAAAGGGAACCUCCAGGUCUGGAGGUGCUAGUCUUCUGGGUUCCAGAUUGUGGGAGGGGGCGGGAAGGGGAAGGGGCCAAAAACAAGGAAGGACAGUUGUCUUAAUGUCCUGCUGCAAGCUUCCAGUAGCAUAAUUUGGCCAAUAUUCUAAUUGGGAUUCUGGACAAGAAAAGUCUUGGCCUGAUCCCGCAAGGCUCUUCUUAUAUUCAUAUGCUUUAAAUUCCAAAGUUCCCUGUAAAUGUUUGAGAGCCAUUGCAGUGUAGCAGUGAGAGUAUUGCACUAGAACCCGGGAGAGAUCAGGGUUCAACCUUCCACUCAGCCAUGAAGCUCUCUCAGUGACCUUGGGCCAGUCACUGCCUCUUAGCAUAACCUGCCAGCAUAGGGUAGUUGUGAGGGAGAGAACCUGUAUCCCACCUUGAGCUCUUUGGAGGAAAUGUGGGUCACACAGAAUCAACUAAAAAAUUAGUAUUAUUCUACAUUUGUAGGAAUUGGACGGUUUAGGUUUGAGGGCAUCCUGUGAGACGGAGCAGGACAUUUUGUGGCAACUGGAAGCAGUUAUAGUUCGCGUGGAGAAACAAGACAGAGGGAAAUAUGCUCUUUCUCCCCCUCAGUUUCAGGGGGUCGCGGCAAAGAGACUGCUGCUUGAGGGUGUGAGAUCAGAGGAAAGCCUGAGGAAUCUGAAGGAUGGUUAUUUGUUCGGAUGAUCCUGGCGGACUAAAUCUGUGAAUGGGUCUGUGUGUCUCAGUGCUGAUGACAGCAGGGAAAUUCAAAGUCUCCAGAAACCUUGAUUGCAAACCUCAAACACUUGCUCUCUGAAAAGCUUUUGUGGCUAAUUGGGGUGUAUGUGUAGAAAUAAAGGCAAAACCUAACAGGCAGCUCUGCCAGAUCGUCACUUUUGCGCCAAUAUACUGGUGGCGUGCGUUAGUCAUGCAUCAAUUUUUAUUUCCAAACGUGCUUUAUGUUGCCUGAAAGGCAUUAAAUGGAGAGGCAGAAUAAAUCUGAAUUAGUGCAGCUUUUCAUGCAUUAAUCUAAAUGAGAGAGACUGAAAAGUGAUUUCAAGAUAAAAGAGGCAUGUUACUGAGGAGCCACAGUUGAGGGCUGAUAGACAGAAUAUAUCACAAAUACGUUGGCUGGUGAACUGAGUGCACUUUUUAAUUUCUUGUUACAAUAAAAAGCUGCUUUUGACAUUGUGGUUUCUUUGACAUCUUUUCUUUUCUUGUCAGCCAUUUUGAUUCUGUGAAACAUGGCUUUACCAAUAAUGAAAGUGCAGAACAUUUUGGGGGUGCUGACUUGAAACAAUUACAAUUUCUUUAUCCUGACUUUUAACACUUGAGAUGUAUAGUUUUAGGACCUAUGUUUGUGGUCAUAAGUCCUUUUAAACGGUUUUUAACAUUGUGUUUUAAUUGUUGUAACCUGCCCUGGGACCUUAGAGUGAAUGGUGGGCUAAUAAUAGUGAUAACAACAACAACCACAAAACUCCUGUCAACAGAAAGCAUGCAAUGGACAUGUGAUACCAAAAUCUGCAAAUAACGAACUACUGCAUGGGUUUAUGUCUGAUGCAUGUCAUUCGGAAGUAUUCAGAUAGAAGAGUCCCCACCAAACGUGUCCCCAUCGCUUGGCAACAAAUAUUUGAGGCCCCUAAUAUGGCAGGUAUAAUCACUCCAGACCCCUUAAUUUUCUUCAAAAAGAAGGGAGUGUUACCUUAUUGCACAAUCAACUCAGGAUGAAAGCUCAUUGCCUUAUAACUAGCUGGUCUCAAUGCUCAAUAAAGACCGGACAUAGUCUAGUCGCCACAUAAGCUUUGUGCAAGCAAUAAGCAGAGCAUCUGAAGGAUCUCUAGGAAACAGCAGCAGACACUUCUGCUGUUCCAUCUGCCAAUUUCCUGUUUCACUUCUCUACCAGUACUUAAAAGGACUUUGGGGCAGCUAGACCCAAACUUCUUCUAACAGCACAUUGUUAAAGUAUGGAAUUAACUUCUACAAGGUGUGGCAAUAGCCACCAACUUAAAUGUCAUGACUAGGUAAUUUUUUCAGAUUCAUGGGGGAAGGUUGUCACUGACUAUUGCCAUGGUGACUAUAUGUUACCUUCAGGAUCAAAGGAGCCUGGGAAGAAACAGCAGGAGAGAUUGGCGAGACUGGAUCCAAAUCCCUGAUAAAGCUCAUUGAGAGGCUUCCUUCACAUAAUACGUUAUAAGGCAAAAAUGACAGGGGAACUAUCUAUGCCACCUUGAGCUCCUUGGAGAAAGCAUAGAAUAAACUGUAGUCACUAGAUUACAUUUUAUUUGGUAAACUAGACAUAGUUUAUUUUGACUUCUGGACUGUUGUCUUCCCAAAACAUGUUUAUCCAGUACCAUCAGGUUAAUUCAAGUCGUGUUGAUAAAUAUUGUGACUAAGACCAAUAGGGAACAGUCUAAAUUCAGAAGUCUUAGUUACUAUUGAAGGAGCCAGCUCUUCUCCCUCUGCUUUCUCCUCCUUUCUGCCCUCUUCAGCAACCCUAUUCUGGAUUUCUGAUCCCUAGAUUUUUUCACCCCAACCUUAAAGAUACUGUGAGUGCUGUUUGUGUUCUUCUGGUGGUUAACAGCCACUGGUGCCUCUGCUGUGCCUGAAUCUUUGUCCCAUUUUUAAAGAAAAAUACUGUACUAGUGAGGUUGUGCUGUGCUUGUGAAGGCUUGUGAAGGUCAGUAGUGUACUGUUGUAAUCCGAUGCAUGCCCCAUUGAACCAGAUAGGACAACUUCUGAGUAAUCUUGAUUAGAGCUGGAAUGGAAGAGUACUAUUAUUACUAGUUUAAUCCAGCAUGUUGCGCACUCUAUCAGUAUGCUACUCAAUAAAGGCUUUGACUAUACUGCAUGUGCUGCUUUUUUUGUUGCCAUGGAGUGCUGAAAGGGAUCCUUUUCUCCUACUUCAGUAGGAGCAUGGCAGGCUACAGGGCGUUUGAUGGGCUCAGGGGCAAUGCCCCUUCCAUUCUUGGCUCACCUUGUUCCCUGGAGUCUGAAAGGGGAAACAAGUGGGAUGGGUGAUGUUGCCAGUGUGCAUGUAGCAGUCAGCUGUGGGUGGGAGAAUGGGAUGAGGGAGACAGAGAUGGGGAUGACGAUGGAGAUGGAGAUGUCAAGGGGUCCUGCUGGGAGGUCACCCAGCAGGGCUGGGCUAUCCAGCAAAAUAGCAGAAGUGGGGUGGAUUGGUCACAGGGAUUAGGGUGGGCCAAAUGGGUUGGCUUACCCCAAAGGACCAGAUUGUUUCCCAGCUGGAGCCUAUGCAGCAUUUGCCCUGUUUGGCUCCAGUUUGCAUGCCUGGCCCAUUCUAUUGAGCAGUAGAGCUCCAGCACAUAAAACGUUAGCUGUUCCACUUGGAUGGGAUUCCUUCUGCACGCCCUGUGCUCAUGACAUCUAUGUCAGGCAGUGGGGAAUUGAACUUUCUGGGUCUGCCGCUGUGACUGAGUGUCUCAGAGAACACUGCUCAGUUUGAGUGUGGGUUCAAGGCUUGUUACCUCCCGCUUUUUGACCACAGGCUUGACUUUUCUCUGUGCAUGCAAAUGGUGAGUGGAGGCAUGUUUUCUUUCUUCCCCCUAGUUGGGCUUGAACUCCCACCCCCUAUUUUCCAGCUCCAUGCCCUUUGGAAUGACUCACUGGAGGCUAAUGUUAUUGGGGUGCCUGUCUGUGUCUGCCUCUGUUGCAUGUCCUUAACAUCUCCUUGGGUUGCUUGGCGACACCAUCUUUCACAACCUGUGUGGGUCUUUUACAGGUUGUCUACAGAUAUCCAGCACAGCCAGCUAUGUGGCUGGUAUGUUUUGUAGAUACUAGUCCUCUGUUUUUUGUGCAAUGUUCUAAAAUGGUAGCUGUGAGAAGCAUAAGGGGAUUCAAAUGCCUGUCUGUAGGAAUGCCUGGGAACUUUCAGUUUCAGGGUUGUUGCUGUCUCUACCACUGGUGCUACUGCUGUAGCAUUAUUGUGCAUGUUCAGUGUAUGUGGCGCUGCAGAGGCAUGUGCUGGGCUUUCCCCCCAUCAUCAGGAGUUCAUGCGCUUUCCCAGUGCAUGGCUGGCUUGUGGGCACAGGAGGACUUUCUAGGGCUGCUGGGCAUAUGUUUUUAUGCCAUUGUUGUAUUUUCUGUUUGUGUGUUUUUCCUCUCCGCUCCUGGGCUGAUCAUACAUUGGAUACAAUUUAAAAGCACACUAGUGCAAGUAGAUAAACAGGUACUGCUGCGACAGGAAGGUAAACAGCAUUUCCGUGUGCUCUGGCUUCCAUCACAGUGUUCCAUUGUGCCAGAAGCGGUUUAGUUAUGCUGGCCACAUGACCCAGAAAGCUGUCUGUGGACAAACGCCAGCUCCCUCGGCCUGAAGCGAGAUGACAAGCGCCGCACCCCAUAGUUGCCCUUGACUGGACUUAACCAUCCAGGGGUCCUUUACCUUUACCUUUUUAACCUUACAUUGGAUAUAGUAGCCAGUCCACUGGAAUAGUGGUGAUAUUAGCUUUGAUCCUCACAUAAUGUGAGCAUAAGAUUGCUGUGCCAAAGGCAAGUACAGUUGUACUUCGGAAGUCGAACGCCUUGCGACUCAAAUGUUUUGGCUUCGGAACACCGCAAACCCAGAAGUGAAUGUUCGGUUUUCAAACGUUUUUUGGAACCUGAACAUCCGACGUGGGUUCCAGUUGGCUGCAGGAGCUUCCUGCAGCCAAUCGGAAGCCACACCUUGGUUUCAGAAAGUUUUGGAAGUCAAACAGAGUUCCGAAACCGAUUCCAUUCAACUUCCAAAAUAUGACUGUAAUAGUUUUUAGCCACACACACAAACACACGUUCUCUACACCAUAUAGUUUCUAAAUUGGUAAUCCCUAGCUUGAAUUUUCUAAAACUUGAUCCUUUGUGCAUUUUCUAAUACUACAGUAUUUGAUUUGACCCAGGGUGAUAGAAACAGAACAAAGUCCUCAAGGUCCAGCUAGACACACAAUGAUUUUUAGAUGUGCCCUAACCAUUUCCAUUGCUUUUGUAACUAUCUGUAACAUUCGUUGCCUUAGUAAUGGCUGCUGUAUGCUGAAGUGGUGUUUUCAAUGGUCUAUAUACAAUGCCUUCAAAAUCCCUUUCCCAAGUUAUUCAAAAAUCCAACCACAGAGAGCAGAUUAUUUCCCUCCCCAACAUGCACUAUUUUUCACUUAUCAACAUUAAAUUUCAUGUGCUCAUUGUGUUGUUCAGUAAUCCAAUUAUGCGAGAUCUUUCUGCAACUCUUUCAGAGACUGCUUUGGACUCUACUGUAAUGAACAGCUUUGUGUUAUCAGCAUAUUUUGGACUUCAUUGUUCACCCUUUGCUUUAGAUUGUUAAUUAAGAUGUAUGCCAGAGCAGGUCUUAGUGGAAUUUCUAAAUGUUUCUGCUAAAGCAGUGAGGAAAGACAUGUGGGUAUGCCUGUCACCUGGCAGGUUAUAUUUAGUUAUUACAUUUCUAUUUCAUCUCAUCCAUUAGGCUUAAGCAGUGCUCAAAUUACAGGUGGGCCAGAGGGGCCCUGCCUCGCUUUUCCUUUGUGACUAUCCCCUUAGCUAUUUUUUAAAAAGAAGAAGGAAAAGGGCCACAAUUCAAGCACUAGACUCUAGAAGGACAACAAUUUCACCAAUAGAAAUAUACUUAUGCAGGAGGUUAUGUUCUGGGGCCCCUCAUGCAUAAGUGAAAUCAGGGAGCACCCUCUAAAAAACCUCUAAAUGCCUAUUUCCCCCUGCUCUCCAGCUUUCUCUCUAAAUAUCCAGAUGUGAAGUUCUGGGGCUGGCAGGAGCAUACAGGACAUGUAGGAAAGCAAGUGCUGCUGGUGUGCUACCUGUGGGGAGGUUGAGCAGCCUAAACAAAGCCCCACUGAGCUUUGGGGCUUCCUCCACCCACACUGACGCCCUCUUCGGGCUCUGGGAAGAGUCUGCUUGCGAGCCACAAGAACUCUCCAGCUCUCUCCCACCAUUUCUGGUUAUGAUUCUAAUUCUUUCUUUCUUUCCCGGUGCUGUGCAUAUAUAUGCUCGUGUGCAAGUUGAUUGCACGUAAACGGGGAGGCGCCUAUACAGUGGUACCUUGGUUCUCAAAUGCCUUUGUACUCAAACAAUUUGGAACCGAACACUGCAAACCUGGAAGUAAGUGUUCCAGUUUGCAAACUUUUUUCAGAAGCCGAACGUGCUCCGUUUUAAGUGUUAUGCUUCCAAUUUGAGUGUUACGCUUCCAAUUUGAGUGUUACGCUGAGGUCUGUCUGGUUUUGCUAUUUUUUUGCCAUUUUGUAUUUGCAGCUCUCUUUUUUUUGUUUUUGUGACUGUGUGGAACCCAGUUCAGCUACUGAUUGAUAGAUUGUGUGAAUGCAGUACAUUGUUUAUCGCUUUCAUUUUAUGGAUCAGUGGUCUCAUUAGAUAGUAAAAUUCAUGCUAAGUUGCUGUUGUGGGGGUUGUUUUUAAAAGUCUGGAACGGACUAAUCCAUUUUGCAUUACUUUCUAUGGGAAAGCGCGCCUUGGUUUUGGAAUGCUUUGGUUUUGGAAUGGACUUCCGGAAUGGAUUAAGUUUGAGAACCAAGGUACCACUGUAUUAACAAUUGCAUAUCUGUAUGCCUGAUGUAUCAGCCCCAAAAUGUUGUUCAGUUAAAAGAACUAUUACUUUUGAAGCCUGCUUGUUGCUAACCAGAUCGUCGUUUAGCUUAGUACAGUCUUCCGUGAGUGACAGUAGGUCUCAAAAGUCCUACACAGAGGUCUUUUGUGGGCCCUCCACCCAAGCUCCUUUCAACUGGAGAUAAUGAUGAAUUGAACUUGGGGCCCUCCUGCAUGCAAGACAUGUGCUCUGCCUCUGGGCUAUGGUCCCAAGAGUGGUGGUUUUGUACAAGACGGAUGUCUGGCAUUUCAAGUAGCAUGUAUUGUGCCAUUCCUGUAAGUUCACAUAUUUUAUUAACAGUUAAAAGGUAAUUUCAAAUACCGUGGACCCUCUGGAUACGAAUUAAAUUUGUUCCAGGGAUCCAUCCACAACCCAGAAAGCCCGUAGGCAGAGGUGCUGCUGCGCACGCGUGCAUGGCGAAACCCGGAAGUAUACACUUCUGGGUUUGCCACGUUCGUAACCCAUAAGUUAUGUAUCCAGAGCAGUACAUCACUAGAGGGUCCACUGUAAAGGGGGUGGAAAUGGGGUUCUGCUUGUGGUCCAGAGCUGGAAUGGGUUUUGUGAAUCCCUUGUCUUGGAACUUGGACAAUAUAUUCUGUAGCAUUCAUUUGCCCAACAGAGGGGUAUAGAGAAAGGAUUGCAUGGAGCGUCUAUUUUCACUGCCUUGCAUCUGUUCUUGAGGAGGCUUUCAGGAACUUCUAGUCUGGAACUUUCACCUUUGAUAAACUCACACAAAUAAUUCCAGAGUUUCUCAUAUAUUUGCUUUACUUUAGGGACUAAAGUGGGCAGCUCCUUUGGAUUUUUGUUUUUGAAAAGACUAUGAAGAAACUGGGUUAUUGUAAAUCCCUUCCCAGUAGCAAAUAUUUUAGAUGUAUAUAAUUAGUGCCAAAUGCCCCUUCAAUACUGUGGUUUGAGUUUUACGCCAUCUCUUCUCAGUCCCCACCCUCUACUCAGUUCUCCCUCCCAUUCCAGGGAAGUGACUUGAGAGUUUGGGGGGGGGGUUGAAUUUUUUUUAACUGCUCCUAUAUUUCCCCCUACCCUUUAGCAUUUGACAAUGGGAUGUAGGUGGGUACAUUUUUGUUUUACUUUAAGCAGACAGUGUACAAGCUAAAUGAGCCCAACACUUUAUGAAGAUGAGGGGCAUGACUCGUGAGUAAUUUUUAUUAAAACUACUUUCAAAUUUUCAGAAUGUACACGUUCAUGUUUAGGUGUCAUAAAUACUAAAGCGUUGAUAUUCAUAUAUCUCCUCCUCUUCAAAUAGAUAUGAGAGUUUCCUUUCAGUGCCAAAAGGUUGCUCAAGUCAAUUUAUAGCUAACUUUAAAGCAAUACGAAAAAUGGAUUAAGAACAAGAGGGAAAAAAUCUUGCAUUAAAAAACAGAGUGGAGUUAAUGACAUUUGUAGCCAGCCAAAAGCUGUGAAGAACAAAAAUGUUUUAAUGGUCCACCUAAAAUUAGGCAGCGGCGGGGGUGGGGGGUGGAAUGAACCAAGUAUAACUUCCCAGUCUAAGCAGACUUUCAAAAUAAUUCAUUGCAUACUAGCUUAGCUACAGCUGUGACUAUUUGUUAAGGGGUAGACAAAGUGAUGCCAUUCAGAUGGUAUUGGACUACGACUCCCUUAAUGCCUUGCGAUUGGCGAUGCUGGCAGGGUCUGAUGGGAACUGGAGUCCAAUAACAUCGGAAGGCACCGUGCUGGCUGCACCACACCUUGAAUUGUAGGUGGGCUUUAGGUGGCAGGGGGAGUUUGUGGCUUCAGCUACCUGGCAUACAGCAUCUGGCACUAGAAGCAACUGUAUAGGUUAAAACACAAAACUGAGGAGAGUUUCAGUAACAAUUUCUAACCUGGUUUUCUGUGAUUUGCUAGACAGUAGAGGAAGCUAUUGAAAAGCGCAGCUCCAAAGCCCUACAGAGCGAACAAAACUAGCUACAUGGUUCUUUGGAUCCUAGCUACAGUACAGUGGUACCUCAGGUUAAAUACUUAAUUCAUUUUGGAGGUCCAUUCUUAACCUGAAACUGUUCUUAACCUGAGGUACCAUUUUAGCUAAUGGGUCUUUCUGCUGCCGUUGCGCCGCCACCAUGGGAUUUCUGUUCUCAUCCUGAAGCAAAGUUCUUAACCCGAGGUACUAUUUCUGGGUUAGUGGAGUCUGUAACCUGAAGCGUAUGUAACUUGAGGUACCACUGUAUUAGGCAGAAAUGCAUUAAACCAAGCUGAUAUAUGAUGAUUUGUCAUUCCCAGCCUGGUGUCCCCAUCUGCCCCAGCCAGCACACAGGGCAAGAGGCUGAGGAAGGCUGGAAUAGGGGAUAGAGCCCACAGGGUCCCGGGCACUAUCUACCACAGCCACAGGCCCAUUACACUUAGCUGUGCUGUUGUGAAUUAUUGUAAAUUAUUGGACCCAAAGUACAACAAGCAGGUUGUGGGAGUUUUUUGCAGUGAAACCUAACAAUGCACGUGCACUAUAUGUUAGUUAAUGCCUGAAGAGGCUAAGACCAUAGACCUGAAUUUGCUAGAGAAGGCUCCACUAGGUCAUGCUCCCUCACCUUUGGGGAGGGAGGAGGUAAAGGUUUUCCUGUUUCCUUUUCUCUCUCUCUCUCCUUCACACCAUGUGAGCAGACAGAUAUGCCUGGGCUCUACUUCGAGCCCAGGCUCCCAUUUGGAACUGAUUUUGUAUUUUGUACUCAAAAAGUUUUUACCUGUGCUAACUUUGCUGUCGCAUUGGCUGAUGCAUUAAUGAAACUUCAAAUUAUGUGAGUAAAGCAUUUAAACUUACUAAAGUGUGUGGUCUAUUCACUGUGAAAGGGGUUGAGACAGGGGAAAGACAAAGCAGCACAUUUUAAGUGUCUAAAAUGAGUUAUUUAAAGGUCUAAUUGUUGAUUUAAAGCAGAGUCUGGUUGCCCAGCGGAAGGAUGAGGAAAAUGUGUUACAUACUCUAUGUUGCUUUUAUUUACAGUUCAAAGCUGGUAUAUUACAGAAAGACAUCUUGUCUCUGCCGGAGCAGAAAAUGCAUCCUCUCUCCUCGACAGCUUGGAGAGAAUCACACAGUGAAAAAACAGGAAACCAGUGUACGUCACAUCCAGUCUCCCUUUCCCGUGAGAAACUCCAACAGUACAGACUGUGGAAUGUAAAACAAUGUCUUGUGACUGCAGUUGCUGCUCAGUGAGGGAAAUAGAAACCAACAUCCUCCCCUUUCUGUGAACAUCACUGGGCAGCGUGUUCGUACAGUAUCAGUACAAACCCAACUUCUGCACAUAGGUACAGUGUUGAUCCCUUGAUACAAUCUUGGACAAUACAUCAGCAGGAAUUUCAUUACCUGGCAUAUAGGACACCGUUACGAGUCCCUUCUGAAUACAUUCCCUAGCAUGCUGCAACUUUAAUUGCAAGUGCUUUGUGCUUUGCUUACAACCUUCAGACUUCAGCAAAGCCAAACAUGCUUUGUUGUCCUGGUAAACCUGGAUUGGACAUUUGACAGGAAUUUUCAUAUCUUUGCACAAUUGUACUAACCAUUCACAAUCCUUAAGUGAAUAAGACAGUGCAUUCAGUUCAGCUUCACAAGUACUUAAGCUAACUGUUGUUUGCUUCUUGCAUGACCAAUCAAACAGACUCUGAUUGUACAUGUAGCAAACUCCAGACGUACUUUUCCUGUCUGUAGCGUCACUUCCAAAACUUGCAUCUGCAAAUAUCUCAAGACCACCAGACUUCUGAUUGUUAAAUCUCAGUCUGUAAUGCAUAGUGCCUUUCAAAUACCGCGCUAUGCGUUUCAGAGCUUUCCAAUCCUUGACACUAGGAUUGUUGACUUGUCUGCUUAGCAAAUUACAGCUAACAGCAAUGUCUGGUCUUGAACAUCUGGCAAUGAAGUUUAGCUUGCCUAGCACACUCCUGUACAGUGUAGUGUCAGAAAAUGCUUCUUCAGUGUCAUCUACCUGAUAACCUGUUGUCAUCGGUGUGUCUACAGGGUUAGCAUCCAUCAGAUUUAGUUUGCUUAACACAUCAGCAAUUUUCCGUGACUGGUGUACUAGAAUGUUACCAUCUUGAUCUCUCUCUAUUUCCAGAGAUAGGUAGUUGUUUACCUCACCAAGAUCUUUCAUGUCAAAGUGCUCUUUCAGUUGAGCUAGGGCGCUAUUGUACAUUGCAACAUCUUUCCAAAAGAAUAAUAAAUCAUCAACAUAAAACAAACAGUACAGUUUCUUUUGCCCCUCCUCUUUGACAAAUACACAUGGAUCAGCUUUCCUUGCUGAAAACCUAGAGAAAACAAUACUUCAGUGAGUUUUGUGUGCCAACACCGUGCACUUUGUUUGAGACCAUAAAGGGAUUUCUUCAGAGCACAAACAAAUCCCUGUUUUACCUGUACGCCAUCAGGUGGAAGCAUAUAAAGUGAUUCAUCUAGAGAUCCGUACAGAAAAGCUGUAUUAAUAUCAUGGUGACUAAUGUGUAGAUUUUCCUCUGCAGCUAGCUUGAGCAUAAGCCUAAUGCUUUCAUAUCUCACUGUGGGUGAAUAGGUCUCGUGAUAGUCUUCACCUGGUACCUGUGCAAAACCUCUGGCUACCAAUCUGGCUUUGUGUCUGACUAUCUUGCCAUUUUGAUCUGUCUUCGCUUUGAAGACCCAUUUGCUUCCAAGCAGUUUCAUUCCUGGAACUACUGGAACUAGCUCCCAUGUUUUGUUCCUUUCUAAGGAAUCAAGCUCAGCCUUCAUGGCAUUUAACCAUGGCUCAGCUUCCUUUGAAUCCAAACCCUGGAUUUCUUGGAAACUUGAAGGUUCAAAUACCUUCUUGGAGCUUUUAACAGCUGUUACUGCUAUCUUAGCAAACUCAUCAGCAAAUCUCUUUGGAGGUUUGCCUGUUGUGGCUCUCUGUGACCUACGAAUUAGCCUUAAGUCUUCAACACUCUCCUCUUCCUUCUUAGGAGAAAAACGACCUAUUGUGAACAAUGGUUCCUCCAAUUCUUGAUCAGAGCUUUCAGAGGGUCGCAUAGAGGCUUUCGCACUCUUGAAAUCCUCUGAAUCACCCGAUUCAGUUUCAGAUUCAGACUCAGAACCUUCAUCAGUGGGUGUGGGCUGUUGUGGUUGCUUUUGACUAUCCUCAGUCUCAUCACCGUCAUCAGGAUAACAUUGGAAAAUUCCCACAUUCUCCCCCACUUUGCAUUGUACUCAACACUUCUCGUGAGCUUAAUUGUCUUAGAGUCAGUCAUCAUUAUUCUGUAAGACCCUUUCUGAUAACCUAGAAAGAUACCAUGCAAUCCACGCUUGUCUAACUUGGAGUUUUGUGGUGAGCGAACCCACAUGUCAGAACCAAAAUCUUCAUGUGUUUGAUGUAUGGCUUCUGCCAAACAUCUUCUCAUAGGGGGUACAACCAAUCGCUGAAGAUAAUCUGCGAUUGUAACUGUAAACAAAACACGAGAGAGAUUCGGCCCAAUAACUCUCUGGAAGAUUGGCAUCAUGCAGCAAGGUUUUUAACCCUUGAAGCAAUGUCUGAUUUGCCUGCUCCGCAAGUCCAUUCUGCCAUGGCGAGCGAGGACUAGACAAAUCGUGUUGAAUUCCUUUCUCAGUCAGAAAAGCUUCAAACUGCUGAGAAGUGAAUUUCCCCGCGAUCACUGAAAAGAGUCUUUAUCUUCUUACCAUGCACAUUUUCCAACCAAGCACAGAAUUCCUUGAACCUAGGAAAAGCCUCCGAUUUCUGCUUGAGAUUGUACACAAAAAUAUAUCUAGAAAAUGCAUCAAUGAGAACCAUGAAGUAUCUAUUUCCACCCAAAGAGGGCGGUAGUGGUCCAACCAAAUCAGCAUGAACAACCUGGUAUGGUUCUGUAGCUGUCCUACUAGACACCUUACCUUUCGCAGCCAUUUUCACCUUGUUUGCUGCGCAUGCUUUGCACUUCAUGUGGUACCUGCAGGGUUUAAUAGUCAUACCUUCAACCAAGGCAGGCAUUUUAGAUACUGCCUCAAAAUGCAAAUGACCAAAUUUUCGAUGAAAAUCGUGAAUACAUUCUGCAUGCAAACUUUUGUUAGAACCUGCAAUGCAACAAGUGUCAUCCUGCACCACAUCAUCAUAAUACAAAACAAACAAAUGAUCAACAUAUUCUGCAUGCAAUACAUAAUCAUUUUUCUUUGUGAUGAUGCACUUCUUGUUCUUGAAGGAAACGUCAAUGUUCCGCUCAUUCAGCUGUCCAACGCUGAGCAGAUUAUGUUUGGCGUCUGGCACGUAAAGCACAUUCUGUAUCGAUAAGUCCAAACUGUGAAGAACAACAGUUCCGUAGCCUUUACUGGGAAUAGUGUGGUCAUCCGCCUGGUGAAUCGCACCUUCCUGCGGUGUAAAAGACACAAACAGUUUCUUAUCGUUGCACAUGUGGUGGGUGGCCGCUGAAUCAACAACGAAGAAAGAUCUAGACGUCUUCUGGACCUCUGCAACCUUUGGAGUGAAGCGUGAAACCAUAGCCUUGUGCUGCGUUGUCCUAGACACCGGACCUUUGCCUUUGCCUCGGCCUUUCCGCGCGAUGAGCUCGCUGCGCUGCUCUGUCUUGGCCCUGGGAUGUCUGCAUUCCUCUUCAUAUGGCCUAGACGUCCACACGAGUAGCAUUUCACUGCCUUCAAAGCUUUGGCGCCAUCUGGUGGUUCCACUGCACUAUGGGAUGACGUCUGUGAAGACUCUCCUUGCCCAUGCAGCUAGCACCCCGGCGAUCUGCUUCAUUUAAAAUCACGGCAGUAACAAAGUCCACUGUCAGCUGAGCAGUUGGUUGCACAGCAAUCUGGGUUGCAACAGACUCCCAACCUGAACCCAAAGAUUGUAGUAUCAUGAAAGAAUACACAGCCUCUGGAAAGUUGAGUCCUCUCUGUUGCAGCUCAUGUCUCAGAUUUUGCAUCUGCAUCAGAUGUAAACGCACAUCUCCACCUUCAGCAAGAGCCAUAUUAUGCAGCUUGUUAAAAUAAAACAUAGUGGAUCCAGCUUCUGUCCUUAAGUGAGCCUCUCUCAGAGCGUCCCAAAUUUCUCUGGCUGAGGUCUUAUCACGCAAUAGACAGAGCUCUUCUGGGGAUACUAUCAAUGUAAGAGUUCCCCUUGCUUUGGAAUCCUUAGCUUCCCAUGCAUCUGUAACUGGAACUGGGGGUUCCUGUAAUCACCUCAAACAAACCCUCUUUCCGCAGAAUUGCCUCUGCAUACUGAACCCAGUCGCUGUAAUUUUUCUUGUUGAGCUUAGGAAUCCCACAAGCAUCCUGAAGGGCCAUCAUGACUCUGGCAUUAGCCUUCAGCGUCAUAUGCUGCUUUAAAUCUUGCUGCGUCACUGCUGCAGCUGCCUCAUUACAAAGGCACACUUAAAAGUUACUUUCGAUUUCCCAGCAUAGUGACUUGUGCCUGGGAGCCUUUUGCCUAUUCCCGGCAAAACCGGCUUUAAAAGUUCAAAGUCCAGCCAUAAAGCCAUUAUCUUGAAGCUGGCAGGCUGCCCGGAGCAGUAGCACAUACCUCAUCAAUCACUUCUACGCGCAGAGCAGAUUCCUUUCCGAUCCGUUCCUCUGCAUUCCGAUCCUCUGCCGGCACUCCGAUUCGACCUCUGGAGUCCAUAACCACGUGUUGAUUUAAAGCAGAGUCUGGUUGCCCAGCGGAAGGAUGAGGAAAAUGUGUUACAUACUCUAUAUUGCUUUAUUUACAGUUCAAAGCUGGUAUAUUACAGAAAGACAUCUUGUCUCUGCCGGAGCAGAAAAAUGCAUCCUCUCUCCUCGACAGCUUGGAGAGAAUCACACAGUGAAAAACAGGAAACCAGUGUACGUCACAUCCAGUCUCCCUUUCCCGUGAGAAACUCCAACAGUACAGACUGUGGAAUGUAAAACAAUGUCUUGUGACUGCAGUUGCUGCUCAGUGAGGGAAAUAGAAACCAACACUAAUAACCUAUUUUUUCUGUGCUAGAUAAAUGUUAUACAUGCUUGUGUUUCUAAACUCUGCUGGGGGCCCUUUUGAUUAAAGAGUGAGCCAAGCCCCAUGCUUUUUAAAUUCAGGCAGCCAGCUGUUUCUUUUGUAGUUUCCCCCAUACAUAGGACUUCAGGAUUAAAAACACAAUCAGUUCCCAUCACAGGUCUCUUCCACUCACCUGGAACCUCUGGCAAUGAAGAUAUAGGCAUGCCCCCCUUCCCCCAUACAUCCAGUGCAUAGCCCAACAACUCAGACCAGGCAGCACUUACUCAUAGCAAUUGUGUAUCCCACUUUGUGCAGGUGGGUCUGGAUUGCAGCUAUUACAGUGGUGCCUCGCAAGACGAAAUUAAUCCGUUCCGCGAGUGUCUUCGUCUAGCGGUUUUUUCGUCUUGCGAAGCAACCCUAUUAGUGGAUUAGCGGAUUAGCGCUAUUAGCGGUUUAGCGGCUAUUAAAGGCUUAGCGGCUUAGCGGCUUAGCUGCUAAAAGGCUAUUAGCGGCUUAGUGGCUUAGAAAAAAAGGGGGGGAGCGGGGAAAAAAAUCUCAAGACUCGCAAGACAUUUUCGUCUUGCGAAGCAAGCCCAUAGGUAAAUUCGUCCUGCGAAGCAACUCAAAAACGGAAAACCCUUUUGUCUAGCGGGUUUUCCGUCUUGUGAGGCAUUCGUCUUGCGGGGCACCACUGUAUUUCUCUUCAGCUUCUUUGAGGAUUAUUCUCUCUUGUAUUUAUAUUUCUUAGCAACUACUUGAGGAUAUAUUGUAUCAUUGAAUUGUACCUAAUGAAAAGCCUUAUUGAUGGCUUUGUAAUCAUGACCACCCAGUGGUGCUGAGGGCCUAGCAGCACCUUCCUGGGUUAUGCGUGGGUUAUGAUCCUGUGGAACUACGAUGAUAGCCAUUAGCUAACUUGCUGGAACAAGUGGUCCAUCCAUGGUACACUGCCACCACCUCUCAGUGUGUGAAUGAGGCCAAGCUCCAACCUUGGCAGCCGAGGAGACUCAACCAGCUGUGUGGACACAUCUUGAGUGCAGAUGGCUUCGUGUAAACUGUUAUGGGCUUGCUCUGCAUUCACAUUAGCAUUGCUUGACUUAAAAGUAAUUUUAGACUCUGUUCAGAGGCUUUCUGGGCACCUGUCCCAGAGUUCCCUGCAGAGAUUCCCAAAACAGUACACCGUGGGUGGCACAUUUCAAACAGGCAGCAUCCACAUUAGGAUGGAAGCAGCUGAGAGAGAAACAGUUCCGAAUUAAGUAAGCGUUUGGCCCUUCUGAAAUGUGAUUUGCUCAGAACCGUGUGACGUAAGGAUGUAAAUAAUUUGGAACGGUGGUAUGGACAAACAGCACCACAUUCCUAGGGAGAAAAAGAGACAUGUUGCAUGGAAAUUCUGUUUUGCAGGGCCACAUGAUUAAAUGGAAUUGCAAGCAGAGAGUAUCUCAGAAAACUGCCGGUUUUUAAUCUGCUUUUUAUAAAUCCUUGCUUUUAAUUAUAAAAUAUCUGCUGUGAGAAAUUGUAAUGACUACUCAAAACAGUCAAACUGGAAAGGGGAGGCGGGACUAAGCUGGAAGGACACCCAAGUGCCCCUUUGUAUCCCUACGUAAAUGGGCUUCAACCCACAUAACAUCUCAUGGCCAUGGAUACCAAGCCUCCUGCACCCGUUAGCACACCUGGCUAAAUGCUGAGCCAGGAGUACACAGAGAGCAUCAGAAAGUGACUAAAAACAACUGGGCCUUUUCCAAUAGCUACACCUCUCCCCAUCCUAUAUCAUUCAAAGCUUUAUCUUUUCGGCGGGGGUGGGGGGCUUAGAUAUGGACAGGAAUUUUCACUGCUACAUUGAAAUUCUCACUGAAAAUGGUUAGGAGUUGGGGGUGUAGGUGUACUUUUAGAGAGUUUUAAUUUGUCUUUUGCCACUCUUUGAUGUUAUAUACCUUCUAUCUGUAUUCCUGCUGGGCUAGGAGUGUUUGUUAGUAGAGUGCUUUGCAUUCAUGGCCAUGAGAAGCAGAAGAUUUUCUGGAUUUUGGGGGGUGGGGUUUGUGGGGGAGAAUGUUUCCUGGAUUUUUGCAUUUCCAAUGCCUUAAAUAGAUUGGGAUCUGAUUUAACAUGUUUAUUUGACCUGUCUUUAGUAAGCAAAACUAAAAAUAGUAUUAAUGACAUGUUAAUGUUUGUUUUUCCAAUGACCUGAGCAUAUAAAUUGAAAUAUUUUAUUAGGAAACAAUAUAAAUCACACACUAACUACAGCUGCAGGCAGUGACGGAGUACCAGAGAUACACUGCUCAUGAAUAGACCCCUUACUUACAAACAGACCAAUGACUCUGGGUGUGUACAUGCAUACUGCGCUGUUGCUCUUUAGCCUGGAUCCAAAGCUUUUGGUGACAUUGCUCUCACUGGUGAGCAGCUCCGCCUCCUUCUCUGAAAGUUCCAGGGGUUCUUCACAGUGUUUGAAAUUCCCAUUUUUCUAGGCGCAUUUUUUGUAACAGGGAAUUUCAUCAGCACAAGCAGUUUUUGAGGUCUGGGUGCAGUACUGUGCCUAAGAUUUCCGAUUAAAACUGCCGAGUAGAAGGAAAGGAGGACCCUUUCUGCCUCCCCACUUCCAGCUACUCUCUGAAGACUGGAGAAGAGACCCUCUGAAAAAUAUUAGGAAGGUAGGCAGGGGAAGGAGUAGAGCACGUGAAAAAUGAACAUAAUAUUUUAGCUGCAGUUCAUUCAUUUUCAGCUUUGUAUGCUUGUUAUUUAAAAAGUGUGCCUAAACAUUCCGUUGUUGCGCCCAUAACCUAGGUUUAAGGUGCCAUUUAGCUCCUAGCUUUCAUAUCUCAGUCUCUAACACUGGUUCUUCAUCAGAUACAGACCCUCCAAGUGUCCCUAUUUUCCAGGGACAGUGCCUGAUUUAGAGAAGCUGUCCCAGUUUCUGAUUUGAUCCCGGAAUGUCCCACUUUUCUUUAGGAUGUCCAUUUAUCAUUGGAGAAAUGAAAGGAGUGUAUGGAGUUAUCUGAUCCCUGAGCCGUCUGAAGGCAGCCCUGUAUAGGAAAGUGUUUUAAUGUUCAGUGUUUUAUUGUGUUUUUAUAUGUGUUGGAAGCUGCCCAGAAUGGCUGGGGCAACCCAGUCAGAUGGGUGGGGUAUAAAUAUUAAAAUUAUUAUUAUGGAAUGGAAUGUCCCUAUUUCAGAGAAAUGUUGUAGGGUAUGCAGGUAGCAACCCAGAGGGCCCCUCAAGGAGAUCCUCAGAGUUGGAGGCCCUGCCUGCUCCUCAAGGUCUUCAUCCUGUGGGCGUGUCCAGUUCAUCCUCCAAGAACUCCAUGGCUGCUUCUAAGUCAGACACAGCCAUGACAUUAUGCAAACUAGCCUAUGCAAGCCGAAGUCUUGUGUGCUUUCCCUCUCCCCUCUCUUCCAGGACAGAAACAAGAAAGAUUGAAAGCUUUUGCUUCCAUUUCCAACUGUCCACAUUUUAGCAUUGAAUUUCAAUCAAAAGUUGGUAAAACUUGACUAUGUUUCAUUGAAACAAGCUGGUUUUGUGAACCGCAGUUUGGCUUAUUUCAAUAAAGAACAAUUGACUAACAUAGUUUGUCUGGGUUUGGACAUAUAAACUGUGGUUAGUCAAAACAGAAGUGAAAGUUUCCAAUCUGUUCCUCAUGGAUGUGCUUAAAAACGAAAGAGAAGUGAGGCUUGUCUAGGCUUGUUCUCAUAAUGAUUAGCCAUAGUUUAUAAUAAACAAUAAUUUAUAGUGAUGUCCAAACACAGUCGUAGUUUUCUACGCAUAAAGUUCUGUUGGGGCCAGGAGUGAUCCCAAACCUGGCAUGAGGAAAAAUACGCUGACAAACUUGGCAGUACCCCACUGUACCACAAUCCCAUUUUUCACUCAUUUUUGUCUUUGCUUCAGAGCGGCUUCUGUUUGAUUCUGCUGUCAUUAAGUGAUGAACAUGCACGUGUGAAUCUAUAUUUAAUGUUAGGGCUAAGUACCGGUAUGUUACAGAAACUCAAAACUUUCUGUCUUUAAUAUUGUGCACUGAUGACCAGUGAACUAAGAAUGGAGGCAAACACUUAUCCUCUCUUCAACAGAUGGACACUAGCAAAUUAUAAAUAAUUUUGGCACAUGUCUUUGAUCACUUCUCAGAUUAUAGCAGUGGCGUAGCGUGGGGGGUGCAGGGGGGGCCGGCCGCACCGGGCGCAACAUCUGGGGGGGGGCGCUCGCACUCGCAGCUCUCUGUCCCUACCUGGCUCACUCACUCUCUCUCACUGCAGUGCUGGCUGUGCGAAUCCGAUCCGAGCCGCUGGGUUGCCGCCCACUGUGGAGGGGGGGUGCCAGGCGUGCGGUGCGGAGAGAGAGCGAGGGACUAUCUGGGGGAGGGACAGUGCAGCGGCCGCCCAGCGCAGCGCUGAGCGCGGGAGAGAACCACACCAGACCAGCCCAGGCAGCAGCAAGAAGAAGCUGGCAGUGGCGGCAGGUUAGGGGUUAGGGGGCGCAAAUUACUUGCCUUGCCCUGGGUUAGGGGGCGCAAAUAACUUGCCUUGCCCCGGGUUAGGGGGCGCAAAUUACUUGCCUUGCCCCGGGUGCUGACAACCCACGCUACGCCGCUGGAUUAUAGACAAUAAAAGCUACUCACUACCACCUUCAUCAUGGACUUGCCAUGCUUUUUAAAAUUAGUAUGGAUACAGACCACAGCCUGCUAACUGAAAUCUGAGCAGAUAGGCACUGCCCAUUUCGCUCUUUGCAUAGUAUCCUGCACUGCGAUUUUUACUGCUCACUUCCUCUCUUCAAUUGAGCAGAGAGAUGGGAUUUCCACUGUAUCCCUUGGGAGCCUAUGCAUCAAUCUAAUAGACUUCACUGUCGGGAAACAUUUCCUAGAGAUUUGCUUUAAUCAUUGGUGUCAGAUUCCUGUCCUCUGGCAUGGCAUUUCUCCUUUUGCCUACAUCAGUUCAGGUUCCUAUGUUUAUAAUAGUAGCUGCUCAGUUGACCAUUUCUCUUUACCUGCUGAACAAGCUCUUGUCAGCUAUAGGCUCUUGUGGUUUUACUCUGGAGGCAUUUCCAUGUAUGCAGGAAAAUGCAUAAUCAGAGGGACAUUGGUUUUGUGAGACGAGCUCUCUGAACCCACUGCAACAGGCAAAUUGCAAUAAAGACAGAAUUGCAUGACUACAACCUGUUGCAACAGUUAAAAUUUGUGUCAUUAGCCAGACCCAACAUGUCUCCUGAAUUGGGAUAUAGCUAAGCUCUUAAUGCCUGUUACAUUGCUGGUGCUAUGUGCUAUUAAUAAUAUAAAAAAACAAGCCUUCAGUCCACAUAUCCCCCUGACAAAGAAACAAGUACAACAUCCCAUCAUUUUCCUCUGAUAGUAUCCAUUUACCGUCAACCAGAAUUCUUCAGACAUUGGCCUUUUUCUGGCGGUAGUACUGUAUUAGUUUACUACCAAACACGUUUCUGCCUUUGCAUGAAUUCCUGGAUGGCAUCUGAGACUGCCCUGUCUUGGGAUUUGGCAUGGUGCCUUGUAGUUAAUAAGGUGUUCUGAGAAGAGAUUGGAAGCAGCUACUCAUCUCUCUGAUUGCUCGGAAGACCAAAAACGACAAAGGGGGAAAAAAGGAAACUUGUUCCUAUGUAACUGUAGGCUCCUAAAGACUGCAGCAAGGAUGAAAAUGAAAAGUUGCAUAAGUUUGUAGACCCCAAGUUUUCCAUUUCUCCCACACAGCAACUACUGCUUGUCAUGGGGCUGUUAUUUAUUAAUAUAAAGUAACCAUGAAAACAGAAAUACAAAAUGAACUUGCAGAUACAACCAUAAAAUUAUCAAACACCUUGCAGCUGCAGCAAGUUAAAAAUCCUACAGACUGUAUUUUAACAUAAGGAUACUUUUUUGUUUAUCAAGAAUGGCAAAAGUAUUGUUCAUGAGUGUGUGCUUGCUGAGAGUUGUAAAAACCGCACAUGCUUUAGGGCAGCGGCUCUCAACCUGUGGGUCCCCAGAUGUUGUUGGACUACAACUCCCAUCAUCCCUGAGCUCUGGCCUUGCUAGCUAGGGGUUAUGGGAGUUGUAGUCCAACAACAUCUGGGGACCCACAGGUUGAGAACCGCUGCUGUAGGGUAUCUCUUGCUUGUUGUUGUUUCAUGCUUGCAUCUUGCUUUUCCUCUUAGGAACUCGGGGCUGUGUACAUUGUUUUCCCCUUCUCUUUUUAUUUUCACAAUAACCCUAUGAUGUAAACUAGGCUGAGAGUUGGUAGUACAGACACCAGAGUUAUGAAACUGUACAUACUUAGAGUAUUGUUUUGCUUGUUGUCAUUGAUCAGGGUUGGCAAACCUUUUUGUUUUGUUUUGGUAUUUCGCUGAAGACACACAUCUUUACCCUGGCACUUGAAGUGUAUAUUUUUAGGACCCACCUUGUUUGUGUGUAGGUUGUUUUAUACUGUUUUCAAUAUAUGUUUUAAUGUUGUAAUCCACCCUGUUGUAAUCCACUUUAGGGUGAAGGGCGGGUAAUUAAUAAUAAUAAUAAUAAUAAUCAGGAAUAUGACCCAUUGCAGUUGAAGUGGUGGUGGGGCUACUUUUCUGGCAUGCUUAUUUUUCUUUACAGAAUCUGUGAAUGACUAUCUGUCUAUGUAUAUUUGCAUUUUCCUUUUCCUCCAGGAGCUCAAGACCUCCCCUCCCCCUUUUAUCUUUGCAACAGCCCUGUGAGGUAGACUAUGCUAAUAUACGUACUUACAUAAGCAACAGUUAUUGCCAGGGGGUGUAUGGGUGGGUGUUUGUGUGCAGGGCCCCCAAACCACAUACAAUAUACUAGGCCCAGGAAAUGCUGUUGGCAUACUGAGAUGUGAGUGAAUGAAGCAUUGCAGUUUCUCACUAAAUGCCUGGUGUGGAAGCACCCUGGGGGGUUAAAGAAAUGUUAUUCCUUUUAUACUGUCUCUCCUGCAAAGCUUUUCAAGUUCAAGGCCCCUUUGAAGAGAAACUUCAUAUAAGAACUGCACAAAAGUCUGUAGCUAGGUUUCCUUUGGAGGAGUACCUUUUGUUUUUAAUUUGUUCAGCUUGAAAUUAGAGGUGGGCGAGAGUGAAGAGUACUGAGUUCUAAUCUGCAAGUCCAAGGUCAGUACCCAUGGGUGUGGCUCUACUCCCCAUGGGGGUCACAUGGCUUAAGAAGUGGAAAUAUCCCUCCCAGGGAUUUUUAGGUAUGCAGGAUUAAGCUGAGAGAUUUGGGAUGGUCACCCAAUGGGGUACAGGUCUGUCAAAACACCUAAGUGAAUUAAAGCCAGUAUCUGGUGGUGAUCUCUGGAGGAUUAAAAGAAAAACACAGGGCCUUGCAGAACCUUCAGAUCUCUUAAUUCCUGGGAAGCCAAGAACUGCAAAUUGACUCCUUAAAUGCCAAAAUCUAGGCACACAGUGACCCCCGCUGUUCCCCUCUAUUAUCGAUAGAGAGAGUUGUAUUUGGAAAGGAAAGAGAAACAAUGUUUGCACGUCUGGGUUUGGCAAGGGCCUAUGCAGUACAAGAAUCAGGCUAGGAAACGCAGAUAUCAAAAGCCAGGCCACAGAGCAAGGCUAUGGACCAGGGGUCAGCAAUCUUUUUCAGCUGUGGGCCGGUCCACAGUCCCUCAGACCAUGUGGUGGGCUGGACUAUAUUUUGGUGGGGGGAAUGAACGAAUUCCUAUGCUCCACAAAUAAUCCAGAGGUGCCUUUUAAAUAAAAGGACACAUUCUACUCAUGUAAAAACAUGCUGAUUCCCGGACCGUCCACGAGCCGGAUUUUGAAGGCGAAUGAGCCACAUCCGGCCCCCGGGCCUUAGGUUGCCUACCCCUGCUAUGGACCUAUUAAGGGAGGCAGAGAUUUCUCCCUGAGCCUUCCAAAAAGCCCCCACCAGCAGGUUAUUUAACGUUGUGUAUUUACUAUGGAAAAUUCAGGGGUGAGGGGAACCUUUCUUUCCACUUUCACCCUCUCUCCGUUUGUAUAUUUCUACCAGCAUGCUUCUCUAGGCUUAAUUCUUGUUUAAUAUCUUAGUGUCUUUUAAUGACAGCGGGAGCUGCAGGUUGCUCUCUGUGGGAGGCAGUGGGAGGCUGUGCUUGAGGUAAAGAGACUUGAUUAAAUACUGCUUUUCUGUGCUAUGAUUCUUUUCCUCCUUGUUAGGGGGGAAAUAGUAGAUAUUCUUGCUAUAUUAAUGUAUAUACCGGUAGCUUCAUUUGUUUAUCCAUCUAAUAUAAGGGGCACAUCAAAGUUCUUAGUAUGGCACAUACAUUUAGUUUUCUUAGCCAAGCGAGAAUUGCUAACAGGAACUUGCUUUUGAAAAUCUUGGUGGGAGAAAAUGGGCACCAUGUUAGGAAGCCAAAUAGGUGAUAUUUCGGAAGUUCCUAUACCCACUUCCAUAGCUCUCUUCUAGAAUGUUCCAUGGGCUAAGAAAAUCAGGGGAGAGUCUGCCUCAGACUACAAUGUUUGUGCCAGGAGAGAAUAUAUCCGUUUUCUAGAAUAGUUCCUGCAUAUUUUAGGAAGAAAAUAAUCCCCCACUUCAUAAUUGAGUGGUAGAAAGGAGACAGAGAUGACACAUUUAAUAUAGUCUAGGCAGGGGGUUACAUUUAUUUGUGUAAACAGUGGUUUAGAAUGCACUGUGCAGUCCUUGCCUCUUCAGCUAAAACACUGUUUAGGUGGAAAAUGAAAUUAGCCUGGUGGUCGGAAUUUUUCCCGUGAGGACACUCUUUGAAACAAAUCUUGCGAUGCAGACCUUAUUACUCCAGGGGGAGGAAGUUGACCGAACUUGGGAGAGAAUCGAGAACAGAGCAUUGCAAUCUUGCAGUCAUGCCUGAGAGUGUAUUGAUAGAACUGUGGAAUCCAGGGGAGCAGCAUGGCAGGAGACGUGCCAGGCUGAGCGAGAGAUACACUGAAAGAGUUAUGUGGGAAGAUUUGCGGGUCAGAGCUGAAAUGCCCUGACAGAGCGACGCCGUGGAGAAAUUUGCACAGUGAGAAUCAGAUUGGCUUUUGUAGAAUGAAAUGCUGCGUAACUCAUGUCAGGGAAAGAGAAGGGAGACAGAGAGAAAGUGCAAACAACGGCAGGCUCUGUCUGUCUGUCUGUCUCUUUCUCGCUCCCUCUCAGGGUCUGAUUAAAUAGAGCUGCCAGAAGAGGUCAGCCCUUGUUGACUUGCUGACAGCUUGGGUGGAAGGCGAUAUGAUUUGGAAGGGAAGUGAUAUUGAUCACAUAUUAAAAACAAAACAAUCCUCUUCCAAGCCGGGUGAUAAUGAAGUGAGGGUAGCUGGUUUGUAAGUGCUUCCUAAACAUCCAUGGAAGGAGGAGGGGAGGAACCCAGGCAUAAUGCGAAUGUCAGGAGCUGGCAAGGAGGAAUCCAGUUGCUUCUCUUUCCCAGCAGCUGAUGUUCAAGGUGGGUAUUUAUUUGCCAGAAUGUUUUUGUUCUCUCAGGUUUAGCUGGUAAAUCAAUGGCUAUUAGCUGCCAGAGAUAAAUGCAACAUCCAUAUUCAGUGUACCUCAGAUGCUGGGAGCAAGCCACAAGGGACAGCUACCCCCAUCUUGCUCUAUUGGUGAGCUGCCCUAAGGCAAGGAUGGGAGACAGUGUGGGACUGUGAGACUCUUCGUCUGAUCUGGCAUAAGCAGCUCUUAUGCAGCUGCCUGUGCCUUCACCAUAUAAUGAAGGGGCUCUUGAUUCAAGUAACGCUGGGCUUAAUCAAGGUGACACGCUCCAUAUCUCAGGGAAGGGACCUUCUUUUAUGUUGGCUGAGUGACAGCUCUUUUUCAUGACUACUGUAUAUAUUUUGCAUAAGGAGGAAGAUAUCGGAUACGAUUUGGUUUGGAUUUCAUAACAUACUUCUAUUUGCAUUUCCUGCAACACUCUUUAAAUGUACAAUAUGCUUUAUAAUUUUUCAUCAGUUCUCAAAUCUGGUAGUAGCGAUAGUGACUUGCCUAAGGCCAUCUAGUGAGCUGUGGUCUGAGCUUGGAUCUGCUUGUCAUUCUUUUUCAUUCUCCAACCCCAUCUUUCCUUUAAGAUGCUCAGAGUGCAUGGGAGUGCCUCCAUUUUAUCCUCGGAAUAACCCAGUGAAGGGGGCUAGGGGAGAGAGUGACUGGCCUGAGGCUGCACAGUGAACUGCAUGGCUAGUAGAUUAAAAUAUAUGAAAUAAUAGAAAUAUGUAACCUCUGCUGGUGCUUAGGUAUUUUUAACCUGAUAGACACAUCUUAACAAUUUGCAUUAACUCUCUCAUAAAAGUUCUUUCUUAUUUUCUUUUAGUGACUUCUCUACCUCUGUUUUGACAAUGAUCCUCAAAGGACUUUUCCCUUCUUCACAGAGGAUAAGGUAUGAAAUAGAUAUUUUUUGUUGGGGAUAUUUAUAAUGCAAAGUGUAUAUAAGACUUAACCUUGCCUAGUAUUUGUUUAGACUGCUGGAAGGAUGGAUUGAUAUUUAUUGUGAGCUUCAGGGAUCACUUCACAGAGUGCAGAGGUGAGGAACCUUUGGUGUAGAGAACCUUCAGAUGUUCCCAUCUAGUGCUUGGUCUCUGCUGACACCACACCUCCUACAAGGCUUCCUCUCCCAAGCCAAGCUGCUCAUUGGCCAUGUUUUUCACCCCCCCCUUUAGUAGUUUGCCUAGGUGGAGUGUGUCCUUGAACAGUGAUAGUAACUCUUGUCUGAAUGGAGGACAGAGAGGGGAUGUCCAUGUGUGCUGAAACAAGCCUACCAUGGAGAGAUAAAAUGGACAUUAGUUGCUCUACAUGUGUUUUUAUUGCUAUUUUUGUUGUCUGGUCUUGGGCUGUAAUAAAGAUUGAUGAUCAUUAGUUGCUCUGCCCACUCUUGCCUCUGUCUUCACCCCCCACUGGUAUAUGUCCCCCAGAAGGUUGCCUUGAAAGGAAUGCAGUUCUCAGGCUCAAAAGGUUAUAACCCAAUAUAGCGUAUGCGUACCAAAAGGGAAUGCGUGUGCAUGGCAUACACAUUAUUACAGGUGCCUAUAUACCAGGGCACUGAAACUGGAAGCAGAGGCCUGCUGUACUUAUAUGAAUUGGCUAACAUGCACUUGUUGCGGUAUGGUGUGUGAGGUGGCUGUUCACUGAUUACUGAGGCAACAGAAAUCUUAAGGCUUCUUCAUUAAAAUAUUUAUGUCGGUCAUAUUUAAACUAGAGAAAUAUGGAAGCAGAAGCUUUUAAAAUCAGAUGCAAUUAAAAUUCUUCUCCUCUUCCAAUCUUCCCUGAAGUUGCCGCUUUACUCUUCAGUUACAUUCUGUUAACAUGGAUGAGACCUGAAUUUCAAAUGGAAUGAAGCAUAAACCAAAAUGUUUUGAAACAGACUUUCAGCCCCUCGAAGACCUACUUUUUACAGUUAUACACUAAGGCACAAAUGCAGCAAAGCCUCGUCUCUUGCCACCUUGUAGAUCAACAUUUCAAAGUCUCAUGCUCCACAGCUGCUAUAGCAACUCCUUUGGGUUCUGGAAAAACAUAUACACUAAAAUACAUCAAGCUCUGCUACGCAUAUCAUAACUCAGUUACUUCUUUUGGGUUGCCUGUCAAAUCUGAGCUGCUGGUUCUGGCUGAGUUUAAUAGAAAAGGCACUGGAUUGAUUCCUGAGUGUCUAUAUAAAGAUUCACAUAAAAUCUGUUAGCAAAGAGUUUAAAGCUGAUCCAUUGGUAGGGUCUCCUGGCCUUGCUUAUGUAACUCCUGUUUAAAAAAGGGAAGUGCAGGUCAGUAGAAAAUGACUGGUGACAUGUGUCUCCUGGAAGUCUGGAGAUAAAAAGAGGCAGAAGUAUGGCUCAUUUGCUAAUCUAAUAACUCCCCAUCCAGAUUUUCCCUGUAUCUCCAUCUCCUCACUUGUAGAUUUCCCUCCGACCCUAUUUUGCUGUCCCUUAAGUGGCAUCGAGGGGUGUAGGGAACUGCAGUCAGUAAAUCGCAUCCAACAAUUCACAGUGGCUGCUGCUAAAUCAGCUAGCUGAGCACCUGCUGUCUGAAAGCUAAUGGAACUGAAUAGCUGGGUUUUCAAUCUUAAAGCAACAGAGACAAGUAAAAGAAACAAACAUCACAGAAUGUUAUACAGUCUGCCCUAAUUUGGCUUACGAAAACAUCAGAAAUGUUUCUUUCUUUUUAGUGCAAUAGAAAGGGCAAACCCAAACUUCUAAGCAUGAGAUGGACUUUUAGUAAUUGUAUGCUUGAUCAGGUAACCUCAGAUAACAGCCCCCUUCAUCACUCUGUUUCUAUGAUCAAGUGGGUAUUCUGAAGCUGAAAACAGCUAAAUGUGAACAAUAGGGCCAGGCAAUAACUUUUUCAACAUCAUGAUAUAUAACCAGCUAAACAUUGCAAUAUAUUGAUAUAUCACGAUUUCUGAAAUAAGGAAGGAACUCUGCAGAGGCGAACAGGACAAUGUCCUGGCAACUGCUACUACUUAAGGGUCUAAAACUGAUUAUCAAUCACCUCAUGGUCACUUUCAGCAGCAGGCAAGCCAAAAUGCAUCCAAAUGAGACUUUUGGGUUUGGGCUUGGCUACCAAAUGGUGGUAUGCAGGCCAAAGGAUGCUAAUGAGUCAUAGUGAAUACAAAUAAUCUGGGACUGCCACACUGCCAGCGGGCUUGCUAAGCGGUGGCAGCAGCAGCAGCAUGGCUGCGGCAGAAUGAACAAUGGUGGGGGAGGGGGGAGCAGUGGCAGCCUGGCAACAGUGCCAUAAUAAUCAGCAGCCUGCAAAACCUUGUCGUCUUGGCAGCAGUAGUAGUGGCCUGCAAGGCCUUGUGGCAGUGGCAAAAGUGGCAACAGCCUGCAAGGCCUUGUCAUGGUGGUGGCAGUAGCGGUGGCCUGUGAGACCUUGUGGUGGCAGCAGGAGAUGGUUGUAGAAGCAGACAUGGCCUGUGAGACUUUGCUGAGGCAGGCUGCCACAGCUUCUCCCACCACCUCCAAGAGGCCUCGCAGGCCACCGCCACUUCUUGCCACCAUGGCAAGGCCUCGCAAGCCCCAUUGCUUGUGUUGCCAUGAGGCCUUGCAGGCUGCCACUAGUAUUACUGCCAUCUCCCAUUGCCAUCACAAGGUCUCACAGGAUGCUGCUACUGCCGUCACCUGCUAUCACUGCCAUGAGUUCCUGCAGGCUUCUGCCACAAGGACUCGUAGGCCACCGCUGCUUCUGCUGUCAAAUCCUGUCGCCAAAUCCUGUUGCCACUGCGAGGCCUCGCAGGCCAAUGCCAUUACUGUUGUCACUUGUCAUCACCUCUGCAAAGCCUUGCAGGCUGCUGCCAACACUCCUUGUCACUGCUGUGAGGCCUUGCCGCCGCCUCCAGUCGUGUAACUGAGUGUGUGAUUAUUGAUAAUAUUGUCAUUUAUCUGUUUUAGACCCCUAAGUAGUAGCAGUUCCCUGGACAUUGUUCUGUCUGCCUCUGUGUAGUUCCAUCCUUAUUUCAGACAUUGUGGUAGCUUGCAGUGUUUAGCUGCUGAUAACAUUGCAGUUUUUAGCUGGUGAUAUUGUGAGGUUUAGGUGGUGAUAAUGUUGCAGUGUUUAGCUGGUAAGGUAUCAUGAUAUUGAAAACUAGGUAUCGCCUAGCCCUUACACACAUUGUGAUUCACAAUAUAUUGCCAGCUCAAAUAUUACGAAACAAUUAUCAUGAUGUGAACUUCAAACCAGUUUUGGACGAUAUAUCAAUAUAUCACCCAGCCCUAGUGAGCAAACAAGCUAGGUAAUUAGGGGAAUCUUAAUUUACCUCCUUUAACCUGGAAUAGAUAAGUAUACAGUUGAGUUGCAACCUUGCAUGUGGUCUUUUGUCUUUUCAUUUCCUUAAAAUCAUCUUACCAUUUCAGUUUAAAGCCAAUUUCAAAGUUGUUAGUGAUUUUUCAUCAAUUUUUCCACUGUGUAGACCUUUGGAAACACUUUCCUGUUUUGGUGACCGUGACAGGAUAUCCCAUGGUAGCCUUCUUUAUUCUCUGCUGCACAGUGUCUUAUUACUUGCAUCGACUGGGGUUUUUUGGAUGUGUGGAGUAUGUAAUGCCUUAAUAAUGCCAGUUUAUUUGCAGUGUGGCAGUGGAUUAACUGUAUGCAUAUGAUCUUAUUUGCAAAAGCUGCUGUAAACUAUGGGAUAGAAGUAUUGAGCAAAAAGUCUCCAGACAGUUUUGAAAUUAAUAUCUUUUUUCUCUCUUUUGGUAAAUGAGACACCUUAUUGGGAGAGAAAUUCUGUAUCUUUACAAGCCAAUAUCUCAAAGGUAAAAAAACAACCCCUGGAUUUUGGGCAAAGUAAACAGUAGCGCUGAAAUAAAUGGCAGCACAAUCGUGAUAUUGAGCAUUCAGAAGUGGGUGGAAUUUACAAUUCACUGCACAUACAUACACAGAGUAGCAUGAGAGAGAAUAAUGCAAUGCGGCAUGACUAAAUCCUACCAGAAUUCCAUGCCAAUGUAAACAAGGUUUUUUGGAUCAGGAUAACACCACCAAAUAAGCUCUCAGGUGCCCCAGGCCAUUGAACAAGCCCUUGCCGAGGGUGGCUCAUGGCUAUUCAGUAGUAAACUUGGUCUGUAAUGCUCAACUGCUGAAAUGUUUCUGAUUCAAUAAUGUUUCCUUGAAAUUAACCAGUCUUCUUGUAUUGUUGGGCUUUGUGCAUUGUGAAGAUUGUGAGGAGGGGGGGAGAGAACCAGGAGAACGGUAGCCUAGCUUGGAGUUUAAAAAGUCAACUGCACUUGAUAUCUUGUAUAGAUCUUGAAACCUAUUAUUUGCAAAACUACUAUUCAGGCCUACCUUUUGAGGGGCGGCUUUGCCUCUAGAUGAAUCUUGUGCAUAGAAAUUAAUUUUGCUAAAACAAUCCCUCUCUCUUCUGUUGCCAUGGUAAUGUGUCCCUCCUCCACUGCUGCAUCGUCUUCUCGUAGCUUCCCUCAACAUCCUUAAGUCCUUACAUACAGUAUAUGUAUAUAUAUUUCUGACUUGUUUCUGGCCAGUCUCUUAUAAAAGAAAAGAAAAAAUCAAACUGACAUGAGUUCUGUGCACCCUAUUUUUGUUAAAUAAUGGAGUUCCACUCCUUCACUAUCUAAUUCACUAAAGGAUAACACUAAGAACUGUACUAGAUUGGUGGCUAGCCAGAACUUGUGAACAGCGCACAGCAAAAUGGAUAAUUUUAAGCAAAGGAAAAUGUUUAUUUGGGGUGCGGUGGGGAAGGUAGAGAACAAAAAAUAAGGCACGUUUGAAACCUCCCCUACCCCACAAAAUAACAUGGCAACUUGUCCAACUUGGACAGACCUAAUGACAUGGGGUGGGGAGAUACACCAUUUCUAUUCCUGUGAAAUGGUUGUUGUAUCCCUGGUGGGGAAGAACACAGAAAAUCCCCAAAUGCCAUAAAGAGGGAAGACACGCUCCCCAGCAUCCCUCCAAAGCCCACCAAUCAGGGACUGUGCUGAUGUGACACCCACAUACUGUCCACACAUGGAGGGAGCUAGUUAACUCACCCCCAACACACGCACUGCAUCACAACACACAUAACAUGCACAAUGAUGCUGCAAUGUCCCCAAUCUGUUAAUCUAGUGAGUAUAUUUUCCCCCUUGGGGGUUGCAUGGGAGAUACUGCUCAUAACUGUUGAGGGGGGAAAGCACGAUUCACUUCAGACAAGAAAUAGAGUAUUCACAAAUGGCAAACUUGAAGGCAGUUGCAGCAGUCGUCCUCUGUGUUAUACAGCUCUGUUUGGGCACCCAUAAUUGUAAUAGUGACUUGAGGGGUGCUGUGAGGUGUUUGAGGGGCGUUUGUGUCUCAAUAUCAAGACAUGGUGCCUGUAAGGGUUCCAGGAAGUGAAGCAUUGGCAAUACAUUCAGAUUUCUAGAAAUGUUCUGGAGACAGGUUGCUUGUUCAGAGUGUUCCCAUUGUGUGAAAAGUGCCCUUUGCCCAUAGUUCUUUUCACCAAACUUGUGAUUUAUUUGUGUGCACUGAGCUAGAGACAGACAGUUAUGUGCCCAGUGACCUCCAUUUAUAUACUGGUUGUGGGAAGCAGUGGAGUUGGUGUUGAGAUCAGUGACUUUAUUCUUGAAAGCAAAAUGCAAAACUAGAACAUCUCUAGUGAUAGUAUCUGGAAUCUAAACAGGUUAUCACCCCGGAUGUAAAACCUUCUUUUAUAUGAGCAAAACUACCGUAUUUCUUGUGUAGCUAGUGAUCUUGUAAGCCAGGAGUAUUGGAAAAAUCAAUCAAAAACAUUUGAAUUACAUUUCAAAUCAGAAUAAUCAAUUUCAAUGUUUAGAUUUGAUGUCUAAUGUAUGAACUAGGAAAAGGGGGUACAGGUGCAAUUCCCAAGACUCCCACAGUGCCAUGUGUGUCAGGAAACUGCAAACUGAAAUAGAAUAAUGAUCAAAGAGCUGGUUGUGAAUGGCUCCCCAUACGUAUUUCAGAGCAACAAUGUUCUCUCUCUGAAAGCUUAACCUUUUGGCUCUAGCAGGAGUGACAAUACAAAAAUGCCUGUACUUUGGUGAAGAGAAAUGCUAAGAAUAAUAGACAGAAUAAGAUAAGACUGUCUCCCUCACAGUCACAUUGCACCCUGCAAACUGACUUUGUUUCUGGUGAGGUGGAAUGAAAAAGCUGCAGCAGAAGUCUGGUAGGAAUAAAGCUUGUAUUUUGUGCUCCCCUGUCGCUCUGCAGAAACUGUUUAUUUACUGACCCAGUUAGCAGAGUGGUUUUUGUUAUCAUGAGUGAUUCAGGUACAUGAACAUAGAAGCACCCAGAGCAACAGGAAGCAGCAUUUUCCAUGUGACAAAGGAGGAGUGACCUGCAAUCUUAGUCUCAAAGGAUUUCUCAUAUGGUAUACAACUUAUAAAAACAUAAAUUCAUUUUAAACGGGGCACUUUUUCACGUGGCACACAGUUAAACUAUGGAAAUAGCUCCCAGGAGAUGUACUAAUGGUAAGCAACUUGGAUGGAUUUGAAAGAGGAUUAGGCAAAUUCAUGGAAGAUGCUGCUAGCCAUGAUGUCUGUGUACUCCUUCCACUCGCAGAGGCAUUAAGCCUCGGAAUGUCAGUUGUGGGAAGCACAAGUGGAGAGAGCACUGUUGUACAAGUCUUGGCUUGCAGACUUACCAUAGGCAUGUGCCUGGCCCUGUGAGAACAGGAUCCUGGGCUAGACUGGUCUUUGGUCAUCUCCAGCAGGGUGCACUUUACGUUUUUCCACUAAUGCUGUCAUCAGUCUUUUUGCUGGUGUAGAAACAGCAAAUGCAAAAAUUCCUGCUGCAUACAAAGCAGAUGCCAAUCCUACUAUUGUUUGUGACUCUGUACAGGGCAGAAGCAAAACAACUUCUUUAUUUCUACUUUUAAAUGUUAUCCGUAGAGGCAGUCCAAAAAAGUUGGAGGUCAUGGCUUUUUGGUAUGCAUCGCUGUCUUUUACUAUGGGGCCCUUAGCUUGAUGAGAAGCAAAAGACAAAGAUGUUAGUCAUUAGACAGUCUGUUGAUAUUUUCCCAAGAAUAGGGAAAGUCGUCGGGACUGCAAGGUCAAAUUCACCAAUUUGUCCCCUAUUCUUACAUUCUUCUUCUGUGUUGUAGUGCUGGCUGAUGGCAGUGACACAGGGAGAGAAGUAGCAACUGAACAGUGUGGAGCAUGAGCGUAGCCAGGAUUUUUGUUGGGGAAGGGACAGGACUUUGGGGAGGGGGGCAAACCAGACAUGAUUGGUCAGUUAAGUAUUUCUUUUGUUUUACUUGAUGGGGGGGGAGCUGCCCCCGCCCCCUGGCUAUGCCCAUGGCAUGGAGGCAGGUGGUGCAGAACAGCAAGAAGGGGAGAGGAAGAAGGCAGCUGUGGGAGUGGCAGGUUAGUGGGGAAGACAUGCUGUGUGUUGUGUAGGGGAUUUGGCUAAUUGUCCUAAUAUGGAAGGGCAGCUGCUGAUGGCCAUGUGUAGAUCUAGCUGCCAGAGAAGGGAAGCUACUACGAGCUCUGUGGAAAUUACCAGCUGCCACUGUUGCUAAUACAGUGGUACCUCGGGUUAAGAACUUAAUUCAUUCUGGAGGUCUGUUCUUAACCUGAAGCACCACUUUAGCUAAUGGUGCCUCCUGCUUCUGCUGCAACGCCACUGUGCGAUUUCUGUUCUCAUCCUGAAGCAAAGUUCUUAACCCAAUGUAAUAUUUCUGGGUUAGCAGAGUCUGUAGCCUGAAGCAUAUGUAACUUGAAGCAUAUGUAACCCGAGAUACCACUGUACUGCAAUCAGUUAUACUAAGUCUCUGAGUGCUUAUCUUUAUGUAGACAAAAAGACACCAACCCAGAAUCUUGGGCAAUGUUACGUUGAAACAAGAGUGCAUCUGGGCAUGUGCAAAGUGUCUUUACUUCUAACAAAGCCUUUGUUUUACUUGUAACAAAGUCUGCAUGUAUUAGGAAGAGAGAGCAUGCUUCUAUAACAGGUGCUAUAACUUAAGUGGCAGUGCAAUUGUGUGUGUUUUUUUUCAACAACUGGGAGUGGGGGAGUAAUUCUCAUCUUACUCUUCCAACAAAAUGUGUCAUUAUCCUUUGCAUAUAUGCUCAGAACUAGGUCCCAUUAUGUUUUCAGUGUGAUUUAACUCUCAGGUAGGUGAAGUUUGAUAUUCUUUUCUAUUGUGGGUGGUUGGCGGGGAGGAAGUUUGCAUUUGCAAAGCAGAAAACAAAACACCCCCCCCCCCUAAAGUAGAUACUCUGUCUGGCAAGCAAACAUGAAACAAAACAGAAGGAGAGUGUAUGUUUUAAAUUGUUUUAUAUUUUUUGUGGUGGUGGUGAGGGUGGUUUGCAUUCACCAGUGGAUGCAGGAGGGGGAAUAGUAUGGCCUCUUGACAAGAGAAGAGGCUUGGAGAAGUUUGUGUGUUUUUUUCUGCCCUGGAGCAGGCGAAGGAGUUUGUAUCUUCCACUCACAUCCAAUAUCUUUCUUCAAGUUUCUCUCCGUUUGCUCUUAAUACUUGCUCAGCAGCCAGGCAAAAAGCUGAAAAAAAGAUCCCCCCUCCACCAGAAAUGAUAAGACAUUAGCUACCUCAGUCUCCUUGUCUGCAACAAACAAACAAACAAACAAACAAACAAACAAACAAGAAGUCUUUUACUCUCCACUGUUGCUACAAUGAAGCUAGAGACACUGUUUCUUCCUCUGUUGCCCUUCCCUCUGCCUUCAGACUUCCUUGCUCAUUAGCAGCAGCUGCUGCUGCAAACCGAAAUGGCAUCAGUUCUGAGAGUCUCUUGUUUUAAGGUGGGGGGAUGGGACCAAAGCAGGCAUGUGUCACUUAAAAACAAAAACACCAGCUGGAUUCCACUGCAUAAGCCUACAUGGUUUGUGUCCAGGAUGAUAGUCAGGGUCUGUCUCCUCCCAUAACAGCCUGCCCUGCUCCAUCUCCCCCAUGUCUUGCCCAUGGCCAAGGGACAAAUGGUUGAGUCCUGAGAAAGGGCCCUCCACGUGACUGUGCCAAGAUUAUGGAUCAUUUUACCUUCUGAGCUCUGUCAUUCUGCCCUCUCUAAUUUGUUUUGCCACCUCAUCAAUACUUUUUGAUUUCAAAAGGCACUUGACCUGCUGGGUGGAUAAUUUUUUAUGUGGCAACCCCUCAUUUUAACAUGAUUUUUUAUACGCUCUGCCGGUCUGUAUUUUAUUGGUUUGCACUGUUUUUAUUGUUUUCGUUUGAUUUUUUAAAAUUGUUUUCACCGGUUAUAAAACAACCUGGAGCAAUGCAGAUACAUUGGAAGGACAGCAUACAAGUACUACUGCUGCUGCUGCUGCUGCUGCUACUACUACUACUAAUAAUAAUAAUAUAUUUAUACCCCUCCUCCAUCUGGCUGGGUUUCCUCAGCUACUCUGGGUGGCUUCCAACAGAACACUAAAAACAGAAUAAAACUUCAAACAUUAAAAACUUUCCUAAAUAGGGCUGCCGAUAGUUGUUUAUUUCUUUGACAUCUGAUGGGAGGGCAUUCCACAGGGCAGGCGCCACUACUGAGAAGGCCCUCUGCCUGGUUCCCUGUAACUUAGCUUCUCGCAGAAGGCCCUCAGCGCUGGACCUCAGCGUCCGGGCAGAAUGAUGGGGGUGGAGACGCUCCUUCAGGUAUACUGGGCCGAGGCCAUUUAGGGCUUUAAGGGUCAGCACCAACACUUUAAAUUGUACUCAGAAACGUACUGGGAGCCAAUGUAGGUCUUUCAAGACCGGUGUUACAUGGUCCCAGUGGCCACUCCCAGUCACCAGUCUAGCUGCCGCAUUCUGGAUUAGUUGUAGUUUCCGGGUCACCUUCAAAGGCAGCCCCAUGUAGAGCACAUUGCAGUAGUCCAAGCGGGAGAUAACCAGAGCAUGCACUACUCUGGCAAGACACUCCACGGGCAGAUAGGGUCUCAGCCUGCAUACCAGAAGGAGCUGGUAGACAGCUGCCCUGGACACAGAAUUGACCUGUACCUCCAUGGACAGCUGUGAGUCCAAAAUGACUCCCAGGCUGCGCACCUGGUCCUUCAGAGGCAUAGUUACCCCAUUCAGGACCAUGGAGUCCUCCACACCCACCGUCCCCCUGUCCCCUAGAAACAGUACUUCUGUCUUGUCAUGAUUCAGUGUCAACCUGUUAUUCGCCAUCCAUCCUCCAACCGCCUCCAGGCACUCACACAGGACCUUCACUGCCUUCACUGGUCCCAAUUUAAAAGAGAAGUAGAGCUGGGUAUCAUGUGCAUACUGAUGAACACCCAGCCUAACUUCCAGGGUGGCGCCAUCGGCAAUGGCGGACUCCCUCUGAUCUGGAGGGACUAGCUCCGCACGAAACGGGUCUUUUCCGCUACGGCGAAGCGGGGACCCUUUCAAAAAUCACAGGCGGAUGAAGCCUGUGACCAUGGGACUCGGCGGGCACCCUUAGCGCCCCCCCAACCCGCAAAGGAACCCACUAACGGGCUCCGAAGCGAAGAGGGGGAAGUGGCGCGGUGCUGAGAGUCAACUGCUUUUUCCGUGGAGCGAAGCCGCAUAGCCGUUGCCGGAGAGCGCUGCCUUUUUCCUGGGACAAUUUGGCUUCUAAAAUAAUCACCCGUGAGUACUUAAAUUUUGGACAAUUGGACUUUAAAUAAGGACUUGCGAGCAGAAAGGAAUUGGACUUAAAAAUUUACUUUAAUUUGGCACUGAAACGGGAAGGUCUAAACAGGAAGUCAGCCUUCCGUUUCUUUGUAGACAGAAUAAAGCAAAGACAAGGUAAACUAGAGCUCAGAAAAUCGCUUCUAAAAGAUUAACUUUCAUCAUUUAAAAUUGUUGAACCCCCCUUCGGAAGCAGGAGAAGAAGGGGGAUCUUUCUCGGACUGUUUAAACCUGCAGAAGUGAGUUUAAAGUAAAGUAACUUUCCACCGUCCUGAUCCUGGAGCGGGGUGUCAGGACUGACGUUUGAAGCUCAUUGACCAGAGACAAACGUUUUGACAGAUAGCUAAAAGAAGAGAAACAUAGUGAUUCCACUGUUCCCUUUCGCAUUUUAAAGGAACAAAUAUUGACAAAAUAUCUGAAAAAGGAAACUUUGUUGCUAGAUUUGUCCUUAAAAGAAAGAACAAAUAGACUGUGAAACUGUAACCAAUUCCAGGGAGCUUGCAGCUGUUACAGAUUACAAUCGUGGGAAUAGACUUUUGACCUUGUAGGACAAUGUAUUCAGAAGCUCUGUUGUGUGUUCUCUGUAAAACAAAUGCCCUACUGGAACAGUUAAAUGAGAAGACGGAUUUGAUGACUAAUGCGGUCAGAAUUUUUGAACAGGCAGUGAGAAACUAUAUGGAGCCCACCCAGGAAUUAAAACAGGAGUGUGCCCUGACAGAACAGAUGAGAGAAGAGGACGUUGCUGAAUCUUGGGUGCCAGAGAUGGAGGGAGCUGUGGCCCUGCAGGAACAUGAGCUUUUGGAUUUGACAAAUGAACUUGGAAAAAGCCAGAUUUGGAAAGAUAAAGUUUGGACUGGUUUGGAAAUGGGGGGUUGGAUAGACCCCCCUAUGCAGGGAUGUUUGGACUUUCCAAGUCUGGCAAUGGGCCGUGAGAUGUUUGGGGCUGUGGGGGCUCUUAAUUUUGGAGGGAUUCUGAAACAUGUUUUUAAAUACCACAUGGAGUUUAGUCUGGACUAUGGAAAAGGGGCUGAUUUGUUGAAAAGGGUCAAAAAUAUUACCAAGCUGCAGUUCCCACGAGUGAAAGGAGAAUAUGAAGAAGAGCCGCGGAAGCGACAUGGAAGAGACUUAAGGGCCUCGGAUAUAAGGUUACCAGGUUAAUGCGCUAGAUCAAUGGGAUACAAAGGACGGACACAACCCGGGACCAGGAGGAAGGGACGCUGGAUGAAGAUUGGAUUGUUUUUAUUUCUUUUUUAUUACUAGGAUUGUUUUAUAAAAUUGAUGAAUGUUAGAAAAAUGUUGGAACGAAAUUACUUGGCUCUAGUAAAAAUGUUUAAAGAAUUAGGUAAGAAUAUUAUGGUUAUGAGAAGUUGGUAAAAAUAAGAUUUAAGUUUUAAGUUUUAAGGUUUUCUAUAAGAUAAGAUGAAAAUAGAUUAAUGUAAUGUAAUGACAGAAUAUUAUGAAAUAUGGAAAGGAUUUGCUGCGACAAUUAACAACUAGGAUACAAAAAAAGGGAGGAGGAGGUCAAAGAAAUAAGGUAAUGAUAGUUGAGGAUUUGAGAAUGAUGGCUUUGUUUUUGUCUGUUUGUGGUGUAUUUUUGGGUUUUUUGAAUUUGUAUUGUUUGAUGUGGUUUGUUUUUUCUUUGUUUUUUCUUUUUUCUUUUUCUGCUUUGUUCUUUUUUGUAAUUCUAAAAUUUUUUCAAUAAAUAUCAUUUUAAAAAAACAAAACACCCAGCCUAAACCCCCGAUGAUCUCUCCCAGCAGCUUCAUGUAGAUGUUAAAAAGCAUGGUGGAGAAGAUGGAACCCUGAGGCACCCCACAAGUGAGAGCCCAGAGGUCUGAACACUUAUCCCCCAACACCACUUUCUGAACAUGGCCCAGGAGGAAGGAGCAGAACCACUUUAUAACAGUGCCCUCAGCUCCCAGACCCUCUAGACGGUCCAGAAGGAUGUCAUGGUGGAUGAUGUCAAAGGCCGCUGAGAGAGCCAGCAGAACUAGGAAACAGCUUUCACCUUUGUCCCUAGCCCACCAGAGGUCAUCGAUCAGCAUAACCAAGGCAGUUUCAGUCCCAUGAUGAGGCCUGAAUCCCGACUGAAGGGACCCAAAUGGUCUGCAUCCUCCAGGCAUGCCUGGAGUUGUUCAGCAACCACCCACUCAAUCACCUUGCCCAAGAAUGGUAGAUUUGAGACUGGGCGAUAGUUGACCAUAUUGGCCGGGUCUAAAGAUGUCUUUUUAAGAAGCGGUUUAAUAACUGCCUCUUUCAGUGGGUCUGGGAAGGCUCCCAUAGGUUAUGUACAGAAACUGGAUUUGGAAUGGCUAUGAUUAAUAGCACCCAACUGUGGCUUUCCUGGCUAAUUUGGGAAAGUUGGAGUGUAUGUUUCUAGGCCUCAAUAGGAGCACUUCUCCCACCCUAACAAGCUCUGGAUUUGUAUUCACAAACAAAUGUAAUUAACUAUAAAGUACAGUAAUCUGAAAAAUAUAGUAGUUUGAAAUCAUUCAUACACAUUUUUGAAUAUGUACAAAACAAGCAAGAGAAAAAUCAGGAACAAAAAUUACAGUAAACCCACAUCCUCAAUAAGUAUAGAAAAUUGUUGGAUAUAAUACCAUUUAUGCUACCAUUUAUGCACCGUACAGCUUAUUUUACGCUCUUCCAUACAUUCAAAGGCAGGUAAGCAAUGGUAUUGAUUAGAGAACCUGGGAGCUUUCUUUCAAAGGUGUAUUGAAAAAGAAUGAUUCCCACUCUCCUAUCAAGACAGGAAAAUAUUUUAAUGAAAACAUGACAUAUAAUUGGACACUAAUGCAAACAAAAUGUUAUCUGUCUACGUUAACUUUUAACAGAGGGAAAACAGAAUGAACUACCUACAUAAAGAACCAUGAAAUAGUGAGAAAAUACUGCAGCAAUGCAUGGAGGGAUAAGUAGAACUAACAUCUUCACUCCAUAGCAACAGAAGAAAUCAGUAACUAGGGGUGGAGCAACAACAACCAAAGAACGAGUACAAAACCAACCAUGGGCUUCUGUAUUAUAGCACUAUAUACGGGCAAAUUUUCUCACAUUUUCUAUAUGGUCAGCUGGUCAUCAGUGUCCACACAGAGCUAAAAGGUAUCUAACGAUGUAACAUAGUCAAAAAUUUAAGCUGAAAUAGUGAUAUGUUAUAUUUCAUAGGUGCCCAACCUACAGUCAUACCUCAUGUUACAUUUGCUUCAGGUUGAGCGUUUUCAGGUUGCGUCCCGCGGCGACCUGGAAGUACCGGAAAGGGUUACUUCCGGGUUUAGCCACUUGCGCAUGCGCAGAUGCGCAAAAUGAUGUCAUGCAUAGAAGCGGCGAAUCACGACCCACGCACACACAGACGCUGGUUGCGUUCUGCUCAUGUUGUGAACGGGCCUCCGGAACGGAUCCCGUUUGCAACCAGAGGUACCACUGUAUAGCAGUUUGGUAUCACAAGCAGCAUAGGCAGCAGGAAUUUGUGGCACAGUAUGGGAGCCUGUGGGCCUAAUUCUGGCUUGAAUUCAGGUCUGCAUUCAGGCCUGUUUCCCUUAUGCUGACUCAUGCCUUUCUCACUUAUGCCUCCUGGUCCCUGGUACAGUAGAUUAGAGGCAAAGCAAGACCAAUUCAUGGCAAAUGCACUGUAGCAGGCACUAGAAUGGCAUUACCUCAAAAUUAAGAGGUGCUCCAUAUUGGCAAAAAAGGUUGACCACCCUUGUGAUCAUUAAAUUAUAAAUAAACAAAGUGUAUACUGAUUCAACAAAUACAUUAUCUGUAAUCAAUAACACAACAGUUUCAGAACAAUAGCCAAUAGGAACAAUUUUAUCUCUCUAUACACAUACACAUCAUAAUCCAUAAUCAAAGUAGAAAAUAUUUAUUUUAACCAUAACCAAUAAUUACUACAGAAUUUCCCCCUAAUAUUCAGUUUAUCAUAAUUAUCACUAAAUACCUAUAAUAAUAGCCUUUGUAAGUUAUGGGAGAAUUUGUUCUGUACCUAUAAAGCAAAUGCUGUAUUUUCAUUAAUGUCUGUAUUAUAGUUCUGCUUCAUAUAAAGAAUAAAAGGUAUCCAAAGCUGUUCAAAAUUUUGCUUCUUUUGUUUAACUUCCCAUAAAUAUACUGUUUUGAUUAAUUAAUCAGAUUUUAAAAAAUUAAAUACAUACUUUAGCCCACCCUUAAUUGUCUGUUACCAGGAGAGGAUGAGAGGUUAAAUAGCUCUGUCAAAUGUUGGGAGAAGGGGAAAAUUGGGGUUGGGAGAGAGUCAGUGUCCACUGCUAAGAGGAGCUCUGGCAGAGGGUGGUGAGUUUUGCCCCAGACUUACAUUUCAUCCUUUCUCCUCCUUCCCCCAUAAAUCAGGUAAAAUGCUUCCAGUUUUGCCACCUACAAAUGGAGUGGUAUGACAGAACAGUAUUUUGGGAUGGCUUUUCUCACAGCCCUGUCCUCACAAUUACUUGGAAAUAAAGGCUUUUUAGUGUAUUACCUGAGUUUGCCAUCGCUGUACGCUGGCUCCCUUGGCCAAUAAAGCGAGAUGAGCGCCGCAACCACAGAGUCGGCCACGACUGGACCUAAUGGUCAGGAGUCCCUUUACCUUUUUAAUUUAGCUGGGAGCUUCAGUCAAUUGUGGCUUUGUGAUUAGCAUGCCUAUAUAAUAAUACACACAUUUCCAAACAUGUGUUUGUCCUGCCCACACAUCACAUUUUUAGGUGUACACUUAAAAUUUAUUUGUGUACACCUGAAGAACAUAUGUGUGAAGCAGCCUUAAAUCCUGAUGAUUUCAGUGAUCCUUAAACCCACGUUGCUGUUUAUUAAGGUUAUAAAUGUGUUAAUCUUCUUUCUGUAGGUUACACAUACUAGAUCUUUGAGCCUUGAAACGUUUGUCUUCUGGACUCUUUGAAGCUCCCCUGCAUUAUUUCCAACCUGUCAAAAUGAAAGGGUGGGGGGAUGAACUCUUUUACUUCAGAGUAGUCAAUCUAGAAUAAUUAGAAACCCUUGGUUCUGUUCUCAAGAAUCACAGAUCAGCAUUAAGCCCACGAAUUGGAAACGUGAAAAGCGCCUGUCCUCUGCCACUCCUCAUUUUAUGUGCAAAAGAUGGGGAAAGUCCCCCGAAGGGAACCUCGUCAGGAUUAACAGGUGAUCUUGAGCAUGCAGCUUGAGACUACAAUGCAUUGAAGCCCUUUGUCUUGGCUGGGUUCCAGUUUGGAUGAGUACUUCUCUCUCCCUGUCUGAAUUUCCCGUUUUUUAUUCCAGCCCUUGAUAAUCUCCAGCCCUCCCAGCUUUGUAUGUGUAAUGCGGGUGGCAGGCGGAGAGCCGCUGUCUCCUUGUAGCCCCCCAGAUCUCUGCAAAGCUCUUUGGGGAUAAAAGGGGCUGUUUAGAAAUGUAAAGGUGUUACUCAACACCUCUCCGGCUUUGUAAUAUCCCCUUUAGGCGUUUUCCGAAAUCUACUGUCUCAGUGUGCAUUUGGAAUAGAGUGUGUGUGUGUGUGUGUGUGUGUGUGUGAGAGAGAGAGAGAGAGAGAGAGAGAGAGAGAGAGAGAGAGAACACGUCUUUCCCCAUCUCUCUCUCUCUCUGAAUAAGAAGAAUGUGCUGAGCCCUCUGGCUGGGAGCCAGGACUCUCUGUGGAAGUAUAAAUCGACCCAUCAGGGGAAAGGGGGGAGAGAGAUUAACGUUGGCCGUCUUCAUUAGUGGGUCCCUUGAGGAAGCCGGGGCUGCCAGGAGCUGUGAAUGAGACCAGCUGGGGAAGGGAAGGGAAGAUUCGCGGUUUUUAUCACUCCCUUUAGAGUCUCCUGAGGAGAGGAGAGAAUGAUAGCGGCGGAAGGACAUAAAAUGAAGGAAUGAGCCCAAGCGUUGUAGCAGAGCGCUUGCUGCCUCCUGAUUGGACGAAGGGGUAUUUGGCUGCUAGUCCACUUCUCCAAUCAGUGCCCAGUGAGCUGUUUGGACUACUUGGCAUGCUAAUUGGGAGAAGAGAGGAAAUUGGCCCCGUGGCAGCGCGAUGCCCUGCCAUGCCAAACAAGCCAGAGUAAUUACACUCGCAGCACCUUCAUUAUAUGGGUUUUCAGGGUAACCAGAAAGGAAUAAUUCUCCUUUUCUUUUUCCCCCCUUGGCGCUUUCAUCCAGGUAAUUUUACCCCAGCCCUUCCAUGCUCUUUGCAUACUUAACCCCUUCCUACGAAAUCUCCUGUCUCCCUCAGGCCCGAGUCUUUUGUGCAUGCAGGGGCCUGUUUUCACUUGCAUGCAAGUUUUGCCUUUAGCCCAAGUUGCUCAGUAUGGGAGCGAUUGCAAUUUCUGGGUUGGGAAGCGUUUCUCUCUCUCUCUCUCUCUCUCUCUCUCUCUCUCCCCUUUCCUCUUUUGUCUAAAUCUUGAAGAAACACAUUUCUUGGUACAGUCCUUGACAGAUUGAAUUGUGAUGGAGCUGCUGCCGGUACAAUCCAGUUAAAGCUAGUCGCUCCUCCCCCUCCCCUUUCCUCCUCCCCUGUUUCUACAUGCAGAGGAAGGAUGCAGAUAUGACAGCUCUGGCUCUUGGAGUUCUUUAUUCAUAAAUACAGGUAUGAUGACACUCUCACUGCCUGUCUGAACUCUUGAUCUCUAGGGAAUCACAGACGGGGAAGUUUGUAGUCCCUUCCCCCUUUUGGUCCCUUACAGGCUCACCGUUUGUCCGGAAGGGGAUUUGUGAGUGUGUGGUAAAUGUGCCGCUGCUUUUUAGCAAUGGGACAGAGAACUGGUUAAGAUGUAAACAAAGGCUGGAUACACAGGGACCUGGCUUUGGCAGCCUUUCCUGAGACUAAAAGGUCCACAGAUAGGUGGAUUCCAAGAAAAGAUUAGAUUCCACAUUGCUAACACAAUGCAGGAAUUUGGGCAGAGUUCAGGCUAUUCCCUGCCUUUUCACAACCGCCUGGCACUCUCUGAAACCAGACACUUGGAACAGGUGCUGUUCCUUCCUUGGCUGAAAUGAGCAUCUAGUCAGCCAGGAAAAUUGUAGCUCUAGCUUUGAAUGCCUGCCUUUCCCCUGUGGAAUGAGGCCUGAGUGAUUCCCUUCCAGACAGCUGAUCUGACAGUGCUUCCAGUCCUGUUCUUUUUCUUCUUUUCAAUCCUGUUUCUCUGUGGAUAAUUGAAGUCAAAAUGAGCAUAGAAUGGUUAAACAACUUCCAGGGUUUGUCUUUUAUUUUUCCCAGAUCCUGGGUCAGAGGUUUACGUUUGUGAAUGGAAGAGAGAUUCUAACUAGAAAUUAUGCCAGAAAUACAUGUGUAUGUGUGUACCUAGACUUGUCUGCUAUUCUCAUGUGUGUUCUGCAGAUAGUGACAAGGUGGAUCAUUAUUUUCACAAGAACUUUCAUUUCACUAAUUUCCUCUCAAUAAUCAGCAUCUUACAUUUCUAAGGUGCUUAGAAUCCAUGAUCUCUCCUACAGAGUUAUUUGAUCACAGAAAUUGCACCAUUAUUCUACCUCAGAAAGGUGAAGAUCAAAAUAACUGUGGUUUAGAUUAUAAUUUGCUUUGUUCAUAAUUUGGUAUUGUCAGUUAAUAUGGAUUGUUGUUCCUGUUUUAUAUUUGUAACUGCCAUGGCCUUUGGUCAGUUCAAUUCAAUAAAUUACUUUCCAAGACAAAUGCAAUUUGUCUGUAUCGUGAAAGUAAUACCUAGUGAAUCCUGUAUAAUCUAUAAUAUUAUAUGCUCAUACUGCCUCACAUACAUUUAGAAUCAUUACAGCAAACUUACGAGGUAAGCCGCUAUUAAUACUGUUGACCAGUUCUCAUUGGACUUGGUGGGGUGGAGGGAGAGGCAGUGAAUGGUAGGUGGAGCCAGGGGUCACAAUAAAAGUGAAGCCAAUGGUAGAUAUAUUGAUUCCCCUCCCAUUUUCUCCUAUACAUUUAACAGCAGUCUGAUAUACAAAAAGUAAACGGGUGAAGCUUUGCCAGUGGUGCAAAAAACAUCCAGCCUGAGCUUCUGUGUUUAUCAGCUGGCAUCCAUCUAAGUAAGUCCCACUGUGGUCAAGGGGAUUUACUCCUUAAAGCACAGGUUGCAGCAUCUAUCAGUUUAUUCAGAGUCCCUUUACAAGGUGGGGGAAGACUCAAAAUAUUUGGCAUAUUUUCAUUUUUAACAAAGCUUUACUUUUCAGUGUGUGGAUGCUGAAAAUUAAGUUCAUCAAUUUGCCAGGAUACCAUGAAGCUAUAGAUUAAAGCAAGUUUAUUUUUUGCACAGCAGGUUGCUCUUAAACUCACAUGAGCAGAGCCAGUAAAAAUAAGUUGGCAAUCCUGCUGUUGCCAUGUAGUCUAACAAUAUGUUUUGAGUUGUGCAUUUGCAAGGUACAAGUAGGGUUACCAAUUUUUUCUCCUUUUUCUUCUUGAUUAAUCCCCAGGACCACCACUUAUGAGAUAAUUUUAUUUCCGUUCCUAGUCCCAAGUACAAGAUAGAUGUUUGUGACAUCCAUUUUGAAGUAACUGAGUUUUUUACAUGAGUACAGUACAACAUUAUCUCCUAAAUGGCCCUGGGAUUCUAAAUAAUUUGUCCCCAUAUAAAGAAGAACCUUGGAAAUGCCAAGUGUUCUGCUUCAUUUCUUUGCUGUGAGAAGUUUUGGAAACUCUGCAACUGGCUUCCUUUUAGAGUGGUUUGCUGGGCUGAUCAGUGCACAGGGUCCAGCACAAAACUCAAUUGUCUACCUAAAGAUUACAGGAUUCUGCUAACCCAGAAAUAUUACCUCGGGUUAAGAACUUUGCUUCAGGAUGAGAACAGAAAUCGUGCGGCGGCGGCACAGCGGCAGCAGGAGGCCCCAUUAGCUAAAGUGGUGCUUCAGGUUAAGAACAGUUUCAGGUUAAAAACGGACCUCCGGAACGAAUUAAGUACUUAACCCGAGGUACCACUGUAAAAUAAAUUAAUUAACCCGUGCCUGACUGUAUGAGAAGGUUAGAUAAAACAAACAGAUUAAAAGAAGAAAUAGGUGUAUUAGCUGGAAGUUGAGAGACCUGUGAUAUGUAGAAAGAAAUAUCAAAGUUGCAUUGGCACACUUGAAUUGAGAUUGUUGUUAAGACAAUUGAUGAUGAUGAUGAUUUGAGUUGUACAUAUUCCCUUCCCCUGUUCUUCUUGAGAAGUUAGGGCACAGAAAGAGAGACAAAAACUUUAAACUCCUGAAUGGCUUGUUCAAGCAAAAUACCAGAAGAGAACCUUCACCUUCUGUCAAAAAAUGUGACUUUGUGUACCAGAGACAGAAAGGCUGUUUACUGUUUGGGUUGCUAUAUUAUUGUUGUUACUGUUAGUUUGCUGCGGCAAAAACAACAAGGAGUUUUGUGGCAUCUUAAAGUCUAACAAAUAUAUUGUGGUAAAAGAUUUAAUAGAUGCACAAAGUGUUUUCCUGAGUUGCACACAGACACACACACACACGGUUGGGAAGAGUAACUGUAAAAUUUCUACUUGGGCCAGUCAGUGGAAGGUGGUUUGGGAGAGAGAGUACUAUAUUUUUGCUGUGCCAGCUACAGCUGCUGUGACAGAGAGACACAUAUCGGACUUAUUGCUGGUCAGUGGGCCAGUUUAGGUUUAACACAGGCAUCCCCAAAUUCGCCCUCCAGCAAUGCUGACAUAAUAGGGAGGAGGCCAUAUUGCACCACCAUCUUCCAGAUAUUACUUGGGUUCCAAGCUUUCUACUCAGUUGCUGGCUAGUACAUCAUUUGGUUAAGUUUUUAGCCCAGGGAUGGGAAAACUGUGUCCCGCCAGAUGAUGUUGGACUACAGCUCCCAUCAUCCCUGACCACUGGUCCUGUUAGCUAGGGAUGAUGGGAGUUGUAGUCCCAAAAGAGCAGGAGGGCUGAGUUUGGGGAUGCUGGGUCUAACAGGUACUUUUAAGGACCACUGAGAGAAGAACAAGAAAGAAUGGUUUCAAGAUUUUAAAGAAACAUGGGGAAAUCUUCAUAACUAUAACUUGUGCGAUGGAAUAAAGAAGCUGUGUCAUUUCAUUAAACCCCCUUUCCCCAGCAGAGAGAUUUUUGAUCACCUGUUGUGAACAGUUGGAGGAAUCCUGUCAUUACUUAAGAUGAUGAACAAAAUAUCUUCUGAUUAAGUGAUUCGCCGUUACAUUUGAGUUCCAUAUUACAAUCCCCAAAUAUUUUUAUUCUCUUAAAAAACACACACGUGUGCGUGGUGAUUGGGAUUGGGAACAUGGAGGAAAAAGUCUUAAUUCUUUCUGUUCACACUGUGUGGACCCAAUCCAGAUCAGCCCCUGUGGAGCACUACUAUUAGCCCCAGAGAAUAAUUAGUGCAGGGGCAAAGAGAAAUCCCUCCCCACCCCUCCGUACCAUGAGCCCAAUCCAAAUUACUUUUUCUCCAAUGACUGCUUGUUGAAGAAGGAAUUUAUGUUGGUAAGGAUAAUGUGCAUUUUGAUGACUGGUAGGCACAUGGCUCAAAGAAAUCUGCCGGAAGACUUUGUAAGAAUUUUGGCUACCUCAGGAAGGUGUAUUUUGUGAGAACAAUUUGAUAACCAGGAUGGGCACUCACCCUUAGGGCACCAGACUGAGUUCAGGGACUGAGGACUCAUCCACACUGCGCUUGUCUGAGAGUUUUCUGUUUGUUCUGUGCAUUCUAAUCUUGGGUCUGAGCAGUAUUUCGUUUAUCCCACGGCUAUUUACAACUGAAUCAGAACAAACAUACAUCUGCAAAAAGAAGAGUGGUGUUUGUUCUGAUUCAGCUGUAAACAGCAGGCUUUCUUGAGGGGGAAAGGUGGAACCAGUGUGAAUGAGCCCUCAGUGUUUGUUGACUGUACUGUCUGCAGUGAGCUAGGGCAAAAUUAGUGAGACAUAGCUCUGGACUCUUUUCAUGGCCAUUGCUGGAAAAGCCUGUGAGCAUUAGGCAAAUCCAGCACAAGCCAGACAACUUGGCAAUGCGACUCACAGCAUGGAAGGGGGCUUUAAUUGUGCCCCUUGACCCAGGCACUGUUUAUCAUAGGACCAGCCUUGUUGAUAAUCCUGGGUUGAGAAGAAAAGUAGUUAUAGUUCGGAAAAGCUAUGAACAGUCACUAUUGCUGAUAUUCUAAGUCAGCUUACCCUUAAUAAUAAUAAUAAUAAUAAUAAUAAAAUGUUAUUGGGGGCUUGUUUUCAGAGUUGCCUAUGUUUCAACCACAUAUUAAUGGUUGUGGAUAGGAAUUAAUAUUUUGCUACUGCGCAGUUGUACUACUCUCAUUCUCUUCAGUGCAUCUCUAAUGCUACAAUUCGGUUCAUGUUUAUUCAGAAGAAAGUCCCAGCCUAAGGUUGCAAUCCUAUACAAACUUACUUAGGGGUAAGGCCUGUUUGACUCACUGGGACUUAUUUCUGAGUAUAUGUGCAUAGGAUUGGGCUGCGAAUGAUGGCUUAAGUCAGGGGCAUGUGGAAAUGUGGGCUCUGAGGGUGGGUGGGAAUCAGAAAGGAGGGGAGCCUCCUCCCUACUUUCUUUAUCUCCAUCCCAUGGUAUAGUAUUCUUUUCACCCAGUAUGGGAGGGAACAGUUUUUACUCCCUUUGGCUCAGUCUUUUGGGCUUUUGUCAAUAACAAAUGAUUUUGCUGUGCCUUAUUUGCAUAUUGUUUUUAAAGCCUCUGCAUCAUCCUGUUCUUUCUCCCAUCCCCUCCUUUCUCUCCCCCACCGCAAUAAUUCUCUAGACGUUUAUUUCUUCCAGCCCCCUCAUAAUACGUCUUUCAUUUUGUUCUGAUUUCCAAUGCCCAGGAGCAAAGAAAUGAAGAGAAAUUGAGAAAUAGUCUCAUUCUUUUUUUCUUAUCCGGGAAAGGGAAUUGCAGGCAGGCAAAACUGUCAGCUUGGCAGCAUGAGAGAGAGACUCCAUCUCUGAAAUGUGCAGAACAUUGCUGUCAAUCCCGAAUGAUCUCCUUACAGUGCCACACAUCACAGUUCCUUUCUUGUCAACUGUGGAUGGAACUUCCCUUCAAAAUAUUGCUGUCAUCUUCUGCUUUUACAGGGUCAGAAACCAGGAUUAGAUGCAAGUCAUAGAGCUGUCCUUUAUGACAACCUCCCCACCCUCCCACACCUUUGCAUUAGUGAUAUACCGAUACUUCCACUAGCAGCAUUGAGUUUCUGUGCAACGGCAGGGAGGUAGCUUUGCUGUAGGAGUAUAGCUUGUUUUGAUUUGAAAAAUGAAAACAAACACCAAUAACAGCCCCCCCCAAAAUGUCAGGGGUGCUGUGCAGCCUUCAAGUAAAAGUUAAGGAUCCAGCCACCUCCAAAGGACAUGUUUUUCAAAAGAAAAAGAAAAGGCUCAUAAAAUAAUGUGGAAUUGUUGAACCGAGGGGUAUCCAUGUUGGUGUUUGCUAGUUUUUUAAAAGCCCAUGUAAGUGAUUUCACACUGGAUUUUCACAUUUUGGAGCAUUUGGGUUCUAAAGAAGUAAAAAUAAGAAGCAUUUAUAAAGAAUUCCUUAGAAUGGUGCAAUCAUAGGUAGAGGACAAGGAGAAGAUAAUUCUGUUGCCCAUUAUCAAAAACAACAAAAAGCAGGACUGUUUGUUUAGACAUCUGGUAACUGCUUGCCAGCUUGUUAGAGAUACCAUUCAGUUGUACAGCCUUAAAAGUGGACAUAAUUCUUGGAGGAUGAGGCUGGCAAGCUGUGUGCUUCCAUCUUGUCCAUUGAUUUAGGCAGCCAGAUGUGGGCUGGCUUGAGUGGAUGACAAAUGUCUCUCGGACAGGUGGAGCAAUAGUUAAACUGCUGAGAAAACCUUAUUGGAAUCUACCAUAUUGGGUGAGUUCUAGCCCAUUUCCAAUAUUCACUGUUGGGGCACGGUCCUUAAAGAUGUGGUUUUAACCCAUCUUAAGUUUUUCCAGAUGCUAGAUUUUCUAAAUCCAUCUUAAUCCAAGUUAUUGCCCCUAUUGGAGACUGAGAUGGCCUGGUAGCACCCUAGUAGUUAAUCUAUUUCAGGAACUGGACAGAGGUAGUUAUAUCCCUGUAGGUUUUGAUGGACCUCUCAGCAGCUUUCAUGACCAUCUAUUGUAGUAUGCUUCUGGACCACUUGGCUGUGGGCAUCAUUUUAUGGUGUGUCUGAUCCUUCCAGAGAGUAGCUGUCAGUAGCUGGUGCUGGGGGACUUCUGCUUACCAUCUUGACCACUGGCUUACAGUGUCAUGAGGGACUCUUGUCUUCCAUGCAGUCUCUGGGAUGCAGUCUCUCCAUGCAGUCUCUGUCCCCCCAUGAAGUCUCUGGGAGGGAUUGCCUAGGAGUGACUCGACUUACUUCUCUUUCCAUGUCAUUGUAGAGAGACUGUGGUGUUCUGAGAUCAUUAAGGGACUGCAAAACAAAUGGAAGCUUAAUCCAAACAAUGUAUAAGUACUCUUGGACAGUAGGGCUGCCAACCCAGUGGCAGUAAUAUAGCCUGUUUUGGAUGGAUUUGCAAACCGGGAACAAAGAAAGCUGCACAGAUUGGUAGUGUUGCUCAGUCUGUUCCAGCUAGCUGCAGCACGAAUGUUUUUGCAAGUAAUGUUUAUUGAGCAUGAAUCCCCCUCCCCCAUUGCUAAACAAAAAAAAUCAAGCAGGAACGCUAUCAGUCUGUGCAGCUGUCUUUGUUCCUGGUGCCUUCCAUAGCUGAUUCCUCCCACACACAAAAAUCCAUGUUGUUGUGCAUGGGAUUGUUCUCUGCCUUGAAAAACCAGAUUUGCAUUGGGGAAAGAUGACCAGAGAAGCUAACCUGUAACCCUCCAGAUGCUGUUGGACUAUAGCGAUUGGUGAUGGUGUGAGUUGUGGCCCAACAACAUCUGGAAGACCGAACGUUAGCCACACUGCCAUAGACUGUUGUCUUAAUUGUUUCCUUUUAUGCACUGCUGCCGCGACCUGCCCCCUUACAUCUCGCUCAUUAAAACUGUUCUCCUGGUUUGUUGAUCUUUGUCUAACUUUUUCAAAACCCUCAAUUUUAAAAAGAAGAAGUUUGCAGUUUGGUUGUGCUUCUGCACCCAGCUUUACUUCCAGUUCCCUAGGCUGAAGCAGUGGCCAGGAGCUUAGGCUGGUAUACUGACUGUGCAGAUUUCUGGAGGAAGCAGACCUGGGCAUAGUUAGGCACACACUUAUUUUUAAAGCACAUAUGCUGCUAUUCAGUCAUGUUUCCAGGGUGAUUUAAAUACAAAUACAACAGAAGAAAAGAAGAAGAUACAAUAAAAAUGAAAACCACAGCAGAAGCGAAAACUAUAUAAACUUAGGAAAGCUGGGAGAAUAGAAAUGACUUUGUCUGUCAUCUAAAGGAUAACAAUGAUGCUGGCAGAUUGACCUCCCUGGGGAGGGAGGAGAUUCCAUAAACAGGACAUGACCACUGAGAAGGCUCACUCUGUAGUUGACACCGACCUUACCUCAUAUGCCUUGGUUACAUGAAGAUCAGAUUAGUGUAAUGUACUCCAUAUGGAACUUCCUUUGAAGAGAUUUUGGCAACUCCAGCUGGUAUGAAAUUCAGCUGCUAAAGUGCUGACUGGAGCUAUAUUUUUUUCCAAGGAUGUUACUCCAUUUUUAUAUUGACUUCAUUGGCUGUCAGUCUGUUUUGAAGGACCGUCAGAAGGCAGUCCUCUCUUUGAAGGUGUGUUCUGUUGGAGGGCUUUCCAGUUUGAGUCUGCUUUAAAGGUAAGGAAGCAUGAAAAAGGAGAGCAGGAACCUUGAAGCUGCCCAUCCACAGUUAGCAGCACCUGGUCAGCAGGUGGAGCAGACGCACCAAGUCACCUGAUGCCUUAAGAACACAAGAAGAGCCGGCUGGAUCAGGCCAGUGGUCCAAUUUGUUCAGCGGUCUGUUCUCACCAUGGCCAACCGAUGCCUGUGGGAAACAUGCAAACAGGACCUGAGCACAAGAAAGAACAUUUCCACCUGGCAGUUUGCAACAACUCUAUUCACUUCCCCAAUGUGGUAAAAUAUAUUACAUAUAUUUUUAUUUAAAUUUUGGUAAUUAUUUCUUCUGUCUAUAAAUAUAAAUCAUGUGCAAAUUGCUGUUUUAUUUUGUCCUCUUUAUCUGAUGAUGCAAACCCUCCUUUUUGACACUGCACAACUGACCAGCCUAAUUCAAAGUGUUGAAUCGAGGCACAAUUCACCUUUAAAACCCUAAACAAGUUGGGACCUGUAUACUUAAAGGACUCUCUCAUCUCAUGCAAUCCUGCGAUCCCUUAGUGGGAUAAGCUAUUUUGUGUAACUUCCUCUCUCUUUUGUACACAAAAUCAUAGAGUUGGAAGGAACACUUAGGAUCAUUUAGUCCCCCAUUUCGUGUUUGUGGAAAAGUGUGUGCUCAGAAGUGGUGCCAAGGAUGUAGAACUCCUCUCCCUAGUGGUCUGCUUAGCCUCGCUCCUUUGGUCUUGAGUUGUUGACUGAAGAACUUUUAAUUUUUGUUAGCCUUUGGCUUCCCUUUAGUGCAGUGGUGGGGAACCUGUGACUCUCCAUAUGUUGUUGGAUUAUUGGGAGAGCUAACCGGGGCUGAUGAGAGUUGGAUUCAAGCAAUAUCUGGAGGAUUACGGGUUCCCUACCACUUGAUUUAAUAUGGCCUUUUUGCUUCCUUUGGUGUAUGUUUUUGUUGAUUAUAACUUCUUUAUUGUUUUGAGGUUGUUGUUUUUAAGUAAGUAUUUUUAAUUUGCUAUGAGCCACCUUGAGCACGUUGUUCAGAGUGGAAAAGUGGGGAUUUAAAAAUUCCCUAAACAAACAGGUAAAUAAAAAUAAAUACUGUAAAUAGAUCCUUUAAUCAUACAGAGGGGGCAGUCAUGGUGUGUUGUUGCUCCUUAGUUCUUUGUGAAAGGUGAAGAUUUGUUGGGUGGAUAAUGCUUUUGCAGAUUCUGAGACUGGAUGAAAUAUUCCUGUAUAUCAAAGCCACGAGGAAUUCAGUUGCUCAAUAACUGGUGGGGAAUUUAUGCUAAUAAAAAAUACUGUUUGAUAAUAUGAGAGUCAUUACUAUGCUAUAAGAGGACAGCUGCUGGAGGCCUUAGCAGUCAGUAAUGCCCUUGGGGCUUGGAGGCAAUCCAGCCAUCUGGGAGCAGCAAUAUUUGGGUGAUGUAGUGCUGUGCUGGAACAGUGUGUGUGCGCGCGCAUACACCAUCUUCUAUCUGGAAGAAAGUUAUUUAAGUCAAAUGCUGUUUUACUACAAACUGUUGGAAGGUUUUGAACCGGAAAACGAGUGAAAUAAUUGCACAGCACUAUUCUCAUAUAUAUGUAGAAGAGAAGAAGAAGAGUUUGGAUUUGAUAUCCCGCUUUAUCACUACCCUAAGGAGUCUCAAAGGCGGCUAACAAUCUCCUUUCCCUUCCUCUCCCACAACAAACAUUCUGUGAGGUGAGUGAGGCUGAGAGACUUCAGAGAAGUGUGACUAGCCCAAGGUCACCCAGCAGCUGCAUGUGGAGGAGCGGAGACGCGAACCCUGUUCACCAGAUUACGAGUCCACCGCUCUUAACCACUGCACCACACUGGUGUAGUGGAAUGUAGUGUGUGUGUUCGGACACAGAAUUCUGAAUAGUUUGGGGAACUUUGGAACAUGUAGAUGAACAGAAAUCAUACAGCCGAUAGUUUACUAUGUAAAUUUGGAUAGUAGGCUUUCUGUUCCCACAACUAGAUAUUUAAAAACCAUAACCUUUAUGAUUUAAUCUUCCGAUCUUUAUUGGAAGGUAUCGUAUAAGCCUAUUGAAGGUAGAAGUACUUAUUUUAAAACCUAGACUUUUGUCUCUGAAAUUUCUGACAUUACCGCCAUGCUGAUUAGUUGUUGUUUCCAGCCAUUGCAAUACUUUCAGGAGACUCCCAGUUUUCCGGAUAUUUGCUUGUCUCCUGAGAGUCAUGUCAUGAGCAAAAUAAAUAGUCUCAUAUAUGAAUACAUCAAAACUAGAUUGUGAUGCUAUUAUCUUCUUGGUUUUUGUGGAUAUUGAUAAAAAGGCAGUGGUCCAAUGAGUGCCACUCAACACUGAAGUAUAAUGGGAAUUAGUAGAUCUCUGAAGUCUGAAUGUUGGCAAAUUUCUAUCACCCAUGAUGUCCUCCCACUUUGAUUGAUCAGUUAAAUGUCUUUUUUUUCUUUGGUUGUACAACCAAGACGUGGCAAGUCAGAGACCUCAACAGGCAAAACAGAAAUACUUCUUCAUCUCACUUAAAAAAAUAAAAAAUAAAAAGGGAAAUGCACAAUAAAGCUCUUUUGAAAAUUCUUCUGUGUCAUAUCCAGAAGGGAUGAUAAGGUCUUGGGUGGGGGAGGGUUCACUUCUACCAAUUCCCUGCUCUCUGUAAUGGGAUAGAAUUCACUCAUACUCACACCAGUAAGCCGCAAUAAAAGGUGACCCAGAGAUCCUGAGGCAGAGAUAUAGAGGCGGCUUAUUAUUUGGCCCGAGAUGACAUCACAGCUUCCUAGUUGAUGAUGGUCGAAUGUUGAACUUGGUAGAUGCCACUUCAGAUUCCAGCUCAGCCAUGAUCUUACAGAGUGGCCUUGAAAAAGAUGUACUUGAACAAACAAACCCUGGUUACCUGAAAAACUGAAAUCCAUCUUGCAUGUUUGCUGUGAGGAUUAAUAAGUAGGACUGUAAGCCACAAUCAAAUGCUAAGGUGAUGGUGAUAUAACAGUUCAGUGCUUUUGAAAAGGGGCAGAACUAUGCAGCACAAACCUAUACAUGUUUACUUAGUUUCAGUAAAUGAGAUUUACUCUCAUGUGAGUGAGUUUAGGAUGGUAGCUGUCACACAUUUCUUGAUUGUCAGUCAUUUAUUGUGCAGGAACACUGAGCAUUGCAGCCUCCAUAUCAUGUUGGGACUUCAGCCAGGAGUAUGUGGAUCAGAUCCUUCCAAAGUUGUUUUCUCACAGGUUGAUUGUCCUUCCUGGGAUAUAUAGAGGCCCAGUUUGCACACAGCAGGAAGCUGAACAAUAGCAAAGAUUGUGGCUGCUUUGCAUCCCACCCCCUCCUGCCCUGUCCUCCUGCUACCCAAAGCCAAACCAUGGACUGGCUUAGGUCUGAACCUGACUUGUGGUUUGCCUUAUUAAACCAGAAAGCUGAGUUUGGACAAAACUUUAAGCCCAACCAUGGCUUGGCUCUGGGUAGCACAUUAGGAGGAUGGGGUGGGCAAAGAGCACAGCAUCCAUUUUUUAUUUGCCUCCCCAAAACUGAUUUGGAGGGUGGAGGAACCUGCAGAAUAAAUUUAGGGAGUGCAUGAGGGAAGAGGGGCAGAAGUCACACUGGGCAAGUGUGAAUCAUUGUGCUGACUAGAUUCUUACUUAGCGCUAGCCCCUUACUUCAAGACUUUACCAGUGCAAGAUCCUGAAUUGCUGCAGAAAUUAUACAAUAACACGAGAUGAUACUGCUGGAAAUCUCUUUACUCUCUCAUCACCCCUAAUAUUUUUACACUGCAUGCUGUUCUGGAUGGGGGUCUAUUUUGUGGCCUGUCCAGCUGUCCAUUUCAAUAUCAUGUUUCUUACAGGGGCUGUUGGCAGAUGAUAAGGAGGAAUUGA